Messenger RNA from Porites lobata, 71744 nucleotides. Lineage: Eukaryota; Metazoa; Cnidaria; Anthozoa; Scleractinia; Poritidae. The record is from the annotation of a GenBank genome assembly.
AUGGCAAGUCAUAACGGCAUGAUGUUUAGCACCCACGAUCACGAUAAUGACAUUGGUGCUGGCCGUUCUUGUGCCCAGAACUAUUCAGGUUCUUGGUGGUAUAGGGAUUGUCAUCUUGCCAAUUUAAAUGGGAGAUAUGGCGAUGAUACCUCUGGCGUUGGUAUAAACUGGUUUAGUUGGAGAGGGCAUCUCUACUCCCUCAAGGAAACUAGCAUGAAACUCAGGCCCCGUCGAGGUAACAGAUCUGCGUUACUCUAAUGUUUAGCUAAAGAGGGUUUAAAUAGCAAUGCCGCUGUAAUGGGGCCCAUUAGAAACAGCAAAACCGCAUGGGAAGACCAAAACAAUCCCUUUAUUCGGAAAUAAUCUACUUUUUGCCAAAAACGAGGAAUGGGUGUAAACACCAAAUCCGAAUAGCCUCUUUGAUACGUUGGUUGAAUAUCGAAAACCGAAGGGUGACGAAAAGAAAAAGGACCUUAAAUACAAUGACCUUGCACUGCUGCAGGUUCUCGAUGUAUAAAGCUUAUCCCAUAGUUAUCACCUAAUGAUGCGAACAAAGGGUCAAUUUUCCUCGAAAUGAUGUCUUUAAUCAGGGCCUUACGAUCGGCGACGUCAACGGCAGGAGAAUGUCAAAACUGCAAUAGGUUUGAUAAGCUUUGCACGUUCAUCACACUUUUUUGUACAUUUUUGCCGUUUUGGCAGGACAACAAAGUGAAAAUACCUAAUUUCAUGCUUUAUGGAGGAAGUAAACAAGGAACGACGAAAUUCACUUCUCUUUGCGAACUUGGGCAAGGCUAUUAGCAGUUCAUCUCCACAUUUGACAAAAUAAGCGAGUUGGAUUAAUAAUCGCGAUGAAGAUUGAAAAACCAGAAAUUCACUUUUUAAGCGACGUUCCCUGCCGUCGUCGUCCUCGCUUAAGGGCACUAAAAUGCCGCUUUUUGAUUGGAGAUAAUACAACCACACCCCGAAUACCCCGCCAACCUCAAAACCAGUGGGUCAAAAAGGGACCUCUAAAAAGUCUACUUCAAGGUGCAUGAAGCUUGCAAAGCUUACCCAACGUUUUAAUUCGGGCAUUUCAUUGACCUGUAACCAAGGAAGAGGAAAAAUGUGAGUGAAUGUGUUCUUAAUCGCCAUUUGCACAUCUCCAAUAAUACACCUUGCGGGGUGAGGAACAAGGUGUAUUAUGAGAGAGAUGGCAAUGGCGAAUUAAUCGAACAUCUUAAUUCUUUCUUUCUGUCAACUUCGUCACCAGUGCUUUUCCGUUAGAAAAUGGAAGGGGGGACUCCCAUUUUCUAUGGAAUAACCUCUUGGGACGAAGUUCAUUUAUUAUAAUAAGCCUGAAUGUCUUCUUCUCUCAAUUUGAAGAACGUGAAUGGUUUUAUGAGCUGAUUUUUAGUGGCGCACCCUCUGACUACGUUCUGCUUCCUCGGAUCACUGAUCUCAGGGAUAUGACGUCAUGCUGGUGGAUGAAGACGGAGGGACGUCUAGACUGGCAGUGGGUUUUCUCGCUUUACAAUUUUGACAACUUAAGCCUUUUGAGCUUUUUCUUCAGUGGAAAUGGCAGCUUCCUGCUACAUGUGAGCAACGACUUUAGGUAAGAGAUGUGUGUUCAGUCCAUCGCCACAGCCACGCACAUGCGCGUAGACUUUCGGUGCAGUGAUAUUUGAAUUUCGUCUUUUAUGAGCCGCCAUGUAUUGUAAAAAUAUUUAUAGCCUAGGAUAAAGAAAAUUUUGCUAACACUAUUUUGGCUAGAAAGUUACUGCAAAACUGAUAGGCUCAAACCGUUGCUAUUGUUGAUCUUUUUAGGACAUUUGACGUUGAGGAAAAUAACAUGACGAACAAUCUUUGGCAUCAUUUGUGUAUCACAUGGCUUUCCGAAUACGGAAACUGGACGUUUUACAUUGAUGGCGUGAAGAAGAAGGAAGGGAUCGACUUGGGUGCCGAUUACCACUCUAGUGUUGGUUACCUGGUCAUAGGAGGAUUUAAAGGAAGCUUAACUCUCUUUAAUUUGUGGGAUGAGUAUAUCGACGAUUCUUCUAGGAUCGAGAAGCUGGCGCAUGCGUGUUCCUCUCUCAUUGGGAAUGUUGUUCCAUGGCCUGAAGUACAAGUCUGGCGCGUUGGAAAUGUUCAGAAGAAGGACUCUUCACUCUGCCAGUUCUCAGGUAAAUAAAGAUCAAAAUACGGAAGUGAAAAAUAGAUACAACUGAGACCAGUGAUCAGUAAGUUUGAUAUUAUUUUUUUCUCGAAAAACUAAUAAAAGGACUCUAAAGGGAUACGUUGUAAAUAGUUGUUGCUCUCACUAACAACUUUUAUCGAUGCCUGAAAUAAGUGCAAUUCUAGAAUUGGUUCCGAAUCCAUUAAAUCAUUUACCAACUGCAAGAAACUAGUCUCGAAAUAUGAGAACAGUGACUCGCAGGACAUAUUCAACAAAAGUCUGUAAAGGGACGAUGCGUGAGCCUUAAUUGUAGCAAAGGUAAGCCUUGAAACAUGACGGCUAGAGCUUAUGUGUUACAGUUAUCCUCUUAUUUAAGGUGUUAAUUGCAUGACACUCCAUGCUGACUCCUUGUUUUGACCCUGGUGAUUCUUCAUUCUGUAGGAAAGUAUCACGAAGCUGGUCACUAAUUCAUUAUUUUAUAUGUUUUAAUAACAUAAAAUAAAACAAAGCACAGCUGCUCCAUAACUAAAGGGCUUCUUUACGAGAAGACUGAUCUUGUGUGGAGGGCGCAUUCUGUUGGGUACUGUGCAUGCGUUUUGAGACUUCUUCCACUUUCAUGUCCCGAUAGGAGUGCAGAUACAUGAUUCUUGAAACGAUUUCCAUGAUUAAAAUUCGAUUUGAACGAAACAAGUGUCCUUAUUCACGACCCCCGCCCUAACUUAGUCUGGUAGAUAUGCUUCGUAAGGUGGGCGAAUUAAGGUGACAUGUUUGUUAUAAUCAAGUUAACUAACAUUCGACGUUUCCAUUUUUCUUAGAGACUUUUCAUUGGAACUUUAAAAAAGACUCCAAUUGGAAAAGGACGUAUGACGGCUUUUCUGGCCGAAGAGGAGUUUGGAAACAAUGGUGGUGGUACGUGCAAAAGGGUGUGGCCAGCAAAAAUUUGUGGGAUUACGUUGACCUUCAAAGCUAUGAAUGGGAAUGCAUAAGUGAUCCUAGUGCUUGUUCUCAAGGUCUAUCGAUGAGUUUCUGGUUGCGUUUCAAGCGUAAGUACUGAACAAAGAAUAAGCAUUGUAGUACUCUAAUUCUGAGGGCAGUUUUAAGGACAGAAUGAAGGUGUCAUUUGGUUGCUAUUUAGCAGGUUAUAAUAUAAGCCAAGAAAUUUCAGAGAUUUGAUUCGUUGAUGAUGGUGGUAUUUCUGCGUAAUAGAGGUAUAACAGAAAAACAGAUGGUAUAAUGAGGUAACCAUGACAACAGCAUAGGCGCGCAUUUUUGUUGUUUGUUUGUUUUUUGUUUUCAAAAAAGUGGCGGCUAGGUUCCCGGAAAUUUCCGGGCACGAAAUACAACAGCUCGCCGAAAAGAGACACGGUAAAAAAAAAAAAGUACAAUCAACACUACUAAGACUUGGAACAAUGUUUGGAAGAUGUGGGCGACAACCAAGGGUCUUAACGACGACAUUUUAAAAUACAAUGCCAAAGAACUGAGCAGUCAUUUCUCGCGAUUCUUCGCCGAAAUUCGCAAAAGUGACGGCUCCGAGCAUGAGCCUGAUACUCUAAGAGUCAUGCUGGCUGUUCUCGACAGACACCUGAGACAAAAUGAAAGUAAAAUCUCCAUAGCAAAGGACAAAGAAUUUAUGGUGUCCAGACAAGUCCUGGAGGGAAGAGCAAGAUCUCUUCGUGAGAGAGGCUACGGGAAACGACCAAAUACAACAUAGCAAGAUGAAGAGCAGCUAUGGAACAACCAAGUACUGGGAGACCACAAUCCAAAAUCACUCCUUUACACCCUGUGAUAUCUGCUCACCCUUCAUUUUGGCCUUCGCGGUUUCCAAGAGCACCAUGAGAUGUUUGUCCAAGGUUUUAACUUGAACAAGGACGAUCAAGGUACUGAGUAAACAACACUUGAAGGAAACCCAACUAAGACCCGCAAGGCGGUCUAAGAAGGAAAAGCAGAUCUAUUCAGCCAAAAAUGUUUGCCACUGGUGGUCGCCGUUGUCCAGUCUCCUUCUUCAAAACGUUGAUUGCCUGCGGACCUGAAUAAAUGCGAAGAAAUGGUCCUUUUUGUGUCGCCUUUAUUGAAAACCCGAAAUCCGUGGUCUGGUACAAAAAACAGAGAAUGGGUGUCAAUAAGAUCGACUCCUUCAUGAAAAAUAUGGCCUUGGAAACAGAAUUGAACGCAGACGGAAGACAGGUAACCAACCAUUCGGUAAGGAAAACGCUUGUGAAGAACUAACUCAAGGCUUCCUAUCAGUCAAGAAGUGCUAUCAUUGGUGUAAAAGGCCACACAAGUGAGCGCUCACUGGCAGAGUAUUUGGCAAUAAUACCGCGAGUAAUAUCUAAAAAGCUGUGACGUCACUUCGACCAUAAUUCAUUUCGUUUUUGUUUUAUCUCAUAUGAUAUGCUCAUUUUGAAACAAAUGGGAAAGGUAAUGUGGUUCAGUUCCAGUGUUGUUAUUUCUAUCCUGUUAUUCUAGCAAAGGACAUUGGACUAAUUUCAUCGAGGCGAGGUAAGGCCAAACCUGCAGUUUAAAAAUUGAAUGAAAAGAGUACUAUUGUGUGUUUAUAGAAGGACUUACGGUUGACUUUUUGCCUUUAUUAGUGCCUUUUGGUAACAAUAACAGCCAAAUGCAUUUCGCGACGCCACCACUAGUUCUCCCCGCGAAAUGAGGUCCGAGAAACCAGCGGAGAAACUCCAUAUUGAUGACGUGUCACUACCCAGAUCUGGGUAGUGCUUUUGAUUGGGGAAGAAAAUUUUCAACCAAUCGAUCAGAAGCACUAACCAGAUUUGGUUAGUGUCGCGUCAUAACUAUGGAAUUUCUUCGCCUGUGUGUUCGUCAGACGUCAUUUAGCGGAAUAAGUAGUGGUGGAGUCGCAAAAUGCCGUGUUUUCUCAAGCUGUAUGACACUUGAGUAGCUUAUGAAUUCAUUUCUGUGCCAUUUUCAUUGUAGCGCGCUUGAUAUCGAACAUCCAAGGUUAUACUGAUGAGCACGAUACUAUAUUGGGUUCCUGGCUUGACGACGUCCUUCCGAGUCAUGGAAAGUGGCUUCACUGUUUUAGGUCGACUAGUGCUAAUUGGAGAGGGAAUCAGUUUCAUCACGCUUGCGAUGGAAAAGGUCCCACUGUUGUGCUAAUUCAAGUUCAGCAAAACAUAUUCGGUGGCUUUCUUGAUAGUCAGUGGGGAGGUAAGAUUCCAGAGCUCCCGUUCGUUUGUUAAAAGUGACUUACUAACGCAUUUACAGAAACAUCAUGCAUCCAUUUGCUACACGUUAGGAGGACUAUCUCUUGCCUGCUUUCAUAAAUAAUUCAUUCCGAUGUAUAUAGCUGAGUACAAUCGAAUCUAAAGACGGCAACAGCAACGGCAACGAGAACUUCAAAAAGGUAAUAGGUUGAAUAACCAAUUAAGCAGCAUCAUGCAUCAUGCUAUUUUGCACAUUUAUUCGCCGUAACUGCGCGAAUACGACGUGAAACUGUCCAUUGUGACCUGCUAAGGAGGACGUAAACUCUCGACGACAAUUUUUUCUUCCUAUUUUUAAUUUAAAGUGCUCUAAAAAUUCAGCUUUAGGACAACUCGCCUACAUUUAACCAAUUCAGAUGCAGCUGAAAAACCACAUAAUUUUUAAAGAGAUGCGAAUGCAUUUGAUAAACGAUGUCCCCCUUGCCGUCGCCGUCCUUAUGGCUUAAACUUUCUAUUAGCCUAUAAUAUGCUAUCUUAAUUACCCAUAUACUGUUUGUUUUUGGCUGCUUCUGCGGGCGCACACAAGGAGCGAAUCCUAUGUUCUGAUUAGCUACCGGAGAGGACAAGGAACUUGACCAAUACCCUCACCACCCCUCCCACUGCCGGGGUGUAUGUGUAUGGUUUUUUGUUUGUUUGUUUGUUUGUUUGUUUGUUUUGCUUGCCCUCGUGCGUCUCUGUGCUUCUGCUUCGCGUGCGUCUCCGGCGCGUUUAGCUUCCCUCUUGGCUUGAACAAAAUGGAAACUACUGCUAGGCAAAAACACACACGCAAAAAUAUUUUAAGCAGAUACUAUCAUUUACAGGUAACGAUGGAAAUAUAACAGGCAAAAAGGCAUUUAUCUUCAGUUUAACAAACUUGAAAGGUUUCUCUCCUUUCAAAAUGGAGUUAAAAAUCAACAAGUGGGACAAUGCUGCAACGCAGGACUCGACACGUGGCCCCAUUUUUGGAGAUGGUGACAUUGCUAUCGGUCAUUUUCCUUACCAAGCUUCUUCAACUACGAAUCUUGGCGAAUCGUACGAAGUUCCAUCUGGAAUUACCCUAAGUUCAGAUGAGAAACUCAGGCUGUUAGCCGGCAGCGACAAGUUUGUGGUGGAUUACAUGGAAGUAUUUUACUACAAUGGUAAGACUCCCGCGGUUUAGUCCCAAAUAUGUUUUUUCAGGAAUAAUCACGUUGCUAUGUGAAAGUGCUGCCGUAUAUAUCAUUUGUAUUGUUUCAUUUAGUUUUGUGUCACAUUAGUUAUUCAAGACUUAAGUAGUGAAAGAGUGUGGGUGACGCCCACUACUCGCUGGUAAUUUUAGGUAGGGGGGGGGGGGUUGAAAAUGGACCUUUUUUCUGUUUGGACGUUACUCGAGGGUCACGUACUGUACGUCUGUGUGAACGUCAAGUCAGCGUCCACAUAGUAGGGCAGUGGAGACUCUGGAAAGAGUUCCAGGCUUGUAAUGUAAGCUUAUCCUUGCAAAAAUCGCAUAAACCAACGUCAGCCUACAUCUUAAGGUUGACAUUGGAUUCCAUACUUUGGACAAGUGGCAGUACUAAAGCAGGGUAUCCUCUUAGGAGGAGCACGUGACCAUAUCGUGGACCCAUACCCUUCGCGUUACGUAUAUUUGUUAAAAAUUUUCCGCGACCAGAUUAUAGUUUUACAUUGACUCACAAGGUCAUGUUUUCGUCUUAGUGGUUCACUUGGAUUGUUUUUUCUUACAGGCAGUAGUUUGGAUAAAAAUUUGAGGUCCCUUGAGUUUUCCUUACCAGAAAGUUUAAUAAGCGGCUAUACAUUAAAAAAUAUAAUCAGUUACAGUUUUGUCUGAUAAUGGUUUGAAUUAAAACGUCCCCUUGAACAGGCAGCGAAAUACUAGUCGUGAUCUUUGUGCCAGUAAUUUCUACCAAUUUUUUCAUGCUGCCGAAGAAUAAUGAGUUGUAGUUGCUGUGAGAAUUUUGCUGUUAGUAAGGGAUGGUAUGUCUGCUUUUUGGUAGGAAAAGUUGUCGCGUAACCGGUAACAUGGAGUGCUCGCAUGUCAGUCAACCCUCUCCUCCCCCCCCACUCCUUCCCUUCCUUCCACAGUAGGUGCAGUCUGGCAACAUUACUCCGUUUGUGUAAACAGCCUUUCAUUGUCAAUAUCUUCCUAGUUUUCCAUGUUUUCCUAGUUUUACAUGUUCAACAGUUCUCCCACUAUCUAAUCCGCGAUACUUGCACCGUAGCUUACUACACCUACAGCUCAGGUAUUGAUGCCACUAAUAAGACUUCCCUAACUCAAUUUGGAUCAACACAGGUCAUACCCAAUUCUGCUGUUAUCUUACCUUUUAUCUUGGUAUUAAUUGUAAAAUGGCAAGGUAUUUGUUUUUCUUUCCUCUUCUUUUCAAGAGUGCCCACCCGUCUAGCCCAAACUACUCACCGCUGGAAUAGGUCAAGUAGAUGGUAAAUGGGCUUCAUGUCCUUUGCGGUUUAUAUCGUACAACCUUAGUAUCAGUGGCUACAUUACUAUAAUAAACAGCAAGGGUGACAAGGAGGCUCCGUGAGAGAUUCCUUUUCUAAUGACAUGGAAAAAAGCUAAACUUUCAAUAGAAAUAUCUGAAUGACUAAAUAGAUUUUUUUCGCAUUCCGCUCCAGUCAUACGCAAACAUAGAAAAGAUGAGGUCGAAGCUCGGUUGGACAGUUCCGAGCCUCGACUUGAUGCCUUUGUUUACAGGAAUGCGGGAAAGGUCUAUUAGCGAUUCAGUUCAUUACUACCAACCCCACUAGUACUUGAUUCAUGUAUUUAUUUUUGUUUAUUGCAACGAGUUUUGAUUAUGUAAACCCUAUAAAUUGCCCAAAAUGCAAAACUCUGAAGGUCAUUCUGCUUGAAGUAGUAAAAAUGAGUUAUUAUUUAUCAAGCCUUUUUUUUUAUCUUUCCAGUGCCAUCUAAUCUUGUAAAUGUGAAGAGCGUUUCACAAUUUCCGGACUCUCGACUAAGUGCAAGUUCAUCGUUAGAUGAUUUGAACGCUGAGGGGAGACCAGAGCACGCUGUAUUAAACAAUAAACAAGGAUCUUGGUGCUCAUUUUACAAAAGACAAGCCGAGUGGCUUCAAGUAGAUCUGGGGUUAAAUCAAGACAUAUAUGGUGUCGCUGUGCAAGGGUCCAAUGACUCCACAAGUAUAGUAACUAAUUAUACUGUGGGGCUCCGCGCUAAUGGUGCUACGGAAGGAACGUGGCUGCUUGAAACGGUUGGUCUUUAACUAUUAAAGAAUAACUUAUGACUGAAUUCCACAAAUACGCCUUUUUACAGUUGUGUGCUUAGUGCCCCGGCUUUCGAUAGUAAUGACCCCAUUAAACUCAACUCACCCAAAUUUUAAAUGAAAUGUCUUCAUUUUAAAUUUUUCUAUACAUCAUACCAUAAUAAAAUCGGUCAUGAUUGUCUUUGGUAGAAAUGAUCACAGAAUUGAUCGCAUUAUUGUUUUAGUAAUAUCACAAAGACUCUGUGAAACUGCUCAUCUCUGUCUUAAAAUUGGUGAUGUCAUCGGUGUUAAUGUGUUUCCGAGCAUGUUAAUGAGAUUCCCCACGCCCCCGCAAAAGGGCCUAAAGCAUCUCCACUAUACAUAUGAGAUAUGAUUUAAUAUUGCUCAGUGUCUUCUGUCCGAAACCGCGUUCAAUCAUUUAACAGCCCUUUUUUGCGUCGUCACACAACAUUUUCGUUCCCAAGGUCGAGGUUGGUCGCGCAACGCUUUUCCUGGUGAUUCCAAAACGAACGACUGCGUGCGUCAGAAGGAGAUAACAAACUCGCAAUUCAUUUCAUUAUUUUGUUUGUUUGCUUUCAGUCUUCAGUAGACUAUUUCUACCCGACAAUAUAUUCAGCACGUUAUGUACGAUUUACAGUGAACACAUUUCAGAUCGAGCCCUGCAUGCGAGUUGGAAUAUUGAAAGGUAAUAGCUAUCAGCGGUCUACGCAAAAUACCAGGGGAUAGUCAGUGAGUCUUUUUCAGUUUCAUUGGUGUAUAUUGUGAAACGUAGUUUGCGAAUACAGCCGUAUCUCGAUCCUCUCUCCGCAAGGGAGGUUUCAUGCUGAUGUUUACAUAAUAAACUUGUUAGUCAUGAGGUUCCACACGUAUCUUUUUUCAAGUGUGUUUAUGCUUUCCCUAGUCUAUUUUGGUAAAGGUUUAAUUGUUUUUGGCCCGAAUCGCAGACGUCUCUCCAGCGAAAGGCCUCUAAUGUAGAGGACCGAGGAGAGACGAGUGUAUAAGCCGACACUCGUAAAAACGUAAGCACAAUUUUCUCGCAUUUCCCUUUGUACAUAAGAGUUCCAUAAAAAAAGUGGAAAGCGACGACUUGAUUGAUAUAGACAAACAUUUUUUCAUACUAGCUAGUACUGAUUUUGUGAUAAAUCAAUCUCUGGAUUUUAAGGUGCAGUGGAAUGGCUGUUCAGGGGAAGGGAAAUGAACCCUGAAUAGAGGUUGUGCUGGAAUGUGUUAAUAAUUAAUCAACGAAUAAAACGCUUUUUUUAUUCUGCCUCGGCGUCUGCCGCAGUUAUUAUUUCAAGCAGCUAGAUAACGUAUAGGAAAAUCGUGAUUAACUUAUCUCUGCGGUAUUGUGUGUUGAAUUCCCACAAGAGCAGUGCAUCGAUUUAAGUGAGAUAGUUCAUUUUGUGAAACUGUUAUCAUUUUGACUAGUGCAAUUUUAAACCUGGGUUUGGGAAACCAGAAAUAGUCCCUUUCCCCAGAAUAGAGGUGUUCCUUGAAUGGCGGUAACGAAUACAUAGAUUAUGUAAACAUUUUUCCAGGACCGAAUUAUGGAGGUGUACCUUGGAUAAAGUGUCUCAAAGGAGAGCUUCUACUGUAUACGAUAACAUCAGAACUUGCUUAUUCUUUAUCAAAUCCUGGAAUAUGUUACUUGUCUCAUUUUUAGAGAACUGCCUUCCUGGUUGGCGUUACUAUCAAGGAUCUUGUUAUUCAAUCUCGUCCAGUGCAAAAUCAUGGACCGACUCUAAAGCUCACUGCCUUGGAGAGUCAGCAAACCUUGUCAACAUAGGUUCACCGAUGGAAAAUGAAUUUAUUAGGAGCAAAAUAAGUGAACGGUAUUGGUCUGGUCUAAGAGAAGUUGCAGAUAACCAGCUUAACUGGGUAGACGACGAAAACGCGCCUGACUAUGUAAACUGGAUCGCGGGUCAACCUGUUUAUCAAGAUGGGAGGAAUGACUGUGUGUACGUGCAGUCUGGGAGUUGGCGUUUAGACGACUGUGGCCAAAGCAUUCAGUUUGUUUGUGAAAAAGGUUAGUUUUGAGUCAUCGCUCAAGUAUAAAUGUACCAGAAUCAACGAUAAAAAAUACUUAUUGUUUGUCUCACGUUUUAGGUUAUAGUUACAUUGGCCGUAUUCACACUAGAGACGGAUUAUCCCCCUGAGACGGGUUAUCCGUUGGACAAUUCGCGUCAGAUAGAUAGUACGUCUUAAUUUGAAAGUGGAACGGUCUUAAUUUUGGAUGGACAAUCUGCCUGACUUUAUCCAUUUGCUUUGAUUUUAAAAAUGGAUUAUACGUCUCGGAUGGACAACCCGUCUCUAAUCGGAAAAAAUCCAUUAUUUAUUCACUUGGGAAGUCGAUCACAAAUCACAACCUUGGACUGUCUCAUGGGGCUUGCUUUUUCCGAUCUUUCAACAAAAUGGUUACGCAAUACCAUGUGUAUUACGAUGAAGAUCUACAACUCGGAAGAUAGCUGACGUUGUUUGAAAGACCAGUAUUUAUUUGAUAAUCCGCUGUAAAUAAAAACUGUAAAUUUCGCGUGCUAAUCUCCGAAAGAUCGUGUUAAUUUUUUGUUUUUCCAAGAGCUUGCAUAAUAAGAAUUCACUUGAGGCUAAACUCAAUUGCAAACAACAUAAUCAUGACAUUUGUUAUUAUAAUGUUAUCGAGGAGCGGGCUCUGUGUUUAAAAUUCAGGUUGAUGCAGGUAUUUAAACAUGAUAAUAACUGUUAACACCCCCGAUGGCACGGCAAAAACACAACGUCUGAAUCAAAGUAUCAAAGUUUUGUAUGUGGCUCAGCAGUGCAAUUAAGCUCUACAAGGUCUGCUGUGCUACACGACCCUAGCACUGCAGUGAUUCAAACGUCGCGCGAAAUGAAUAUUUCUUUGUUUCCAGUGCCGCUACUAGGGGCCCGGUUGCAUAAAACGCCUGUAAAAACUAAGGGUAUACGUACGUGCACUCGUAACUUAAGUGAGUUGCAUUAAAUCACUUAAGUGGUCCACUUAGGGAAUUCACUUAAGUGGUUGCACUUACGAUUUCCAUAAGUGUUCACUUAAUUGUCGUUUAUGCAACAGAAAUUGCGGGUGUUGAAUAAAACUUUUUUUACGGGAAAAAUAGCACGUAAAUUUACGGGACCUAUGUAGGUCCCGUACGGUUACUAUUUUUACUAAAGUUAACGAGAUCUUUUACUGAGAAGUGAAAAGAAUUAAUUUUUCUUCACGUAAUUCGUUUUAAUGCGCUUUGUUAACCUCUGAUGUACACUUUAAAAAAGCCGACGUUGUGAACAAAGAAGAAAAAUUAUCAUUUUCAGUAGACAUUGAAGAAAAAUAACGAUUGCAUGCAAAUUUCAUUUUUUUGAGAGGCCUAAAAGUGUUCGAGACGACUUAAAACUUUCUUUACACUCACCGAUGGCUAGAUUAAAAAAAAAGAGUGAGUCAUUAAUAAAGUACUAUUUCAAAGUUACGUGUGCCUUUAAGUGAGCCCGUAAGUUACCACGUAAAACAGUAACUUACGAGAGUGCUAAGUGCGUUUCAUGCAACACCCGUAAGUGUACCCAUAACGGAUUCGUAAGUGACCUACUUAAGUGGGCACUUAAGUGUAGGUUUUAUGCAACCGGGCCAGGGACUUUAAGAUCCACUACUCGGACGGCAAUGAGAUCAUCAAAAAAGCAAUAGGUUUUACAAGCAAAACAACACCUUUGCACGUGCAUCACGCUUUUUUGUACAUUUCUUUGCCCGUUUUUGCACGACGACGACGUGAAAAUGCCUAAUUUCACGCUCUAUGGAGGACGUAAACAAGCAACGACGAAAUUUUCUCUUUCUGAACUUGGAUUUGGUCCCAAAGAAUUCAACUCUAGGAGGGUUCGCCUUCAUUUGACAAAGUAAAUGGGUACGCAUAAUUGCGAUAAAGACUGAAAAGAAUGCAAAUGCACUUUUUAAGCGACGUUCUCAUUGCCGCUGCGUCCUUGAAUCCCAAGUCCCUAUUAUUAGGUUUGACUCCGGCACACUUCUGAAUUGAAGUCGUGCCUCUGUCCUGCUUCUUAAUUUUGGCUCAGUGGAAGCACGACAUGUGUAGUGGGCCUUUUUCAAGUAGUGUUUGACUUUGACAAAUGUAAUUUCAGUUGCUCAAGCUUGUCAAUUCAUUUCUCUUUCCAAGCUCUCCAAACUUACAGUGUCACACAGUGGUCCUCCUCAAGCUGGAAAUGUAUGACUACUCCCCAGUUAGCUCGUUUAGGGUUAAUCAAGGACUGUCACUCGUCAUGGUGUGGUCAGGUUGGCGACUGGCUUCAACUUGACUUAGGUCAGGAAAGGAGUAUAAGCUCCAUAGAUACUCAGGGUGCUCCAGAUGACUUUGGUUUUGUCAAGAAAUUCACAUUGAGUUAUCAAAAUUCGUCAGUGAGAUCGUGGGAGGAGUACAAAGAACUCGACGAAUCAAACGCUAGGGUAUGGGUGGUCACAAUAUCAAUUUGUUGUAAUAAUGCUUCAAAAACUCAUAAAUAUUCUUUAGGCAUAUUUUUCAGUUGUAUGCAUUGAUUUAAUCACUUUCAGUGACCUUUAUUCCCGCUUUAAUUCAUCUUUCUGAAAAGUUUCGGAAGCGUUUUCAAAUCAGCCUCAUGGGCAAUACGGGGUGGAAUGACUGAAGUAUGGUAAUAAAAAUGAAUACAGAAAUCUGAUGAAUUCGAAAAAGUAUAUAAAACGAUCAUCCUAAUUUACAAAUAACUGAAAAGUAAAACAUUAUUCAGCCUGUAAUGUGUAAUGAGUGAGCCAGUAAAUCAAACUAGAAUCGAACUUGCCCUAUCAAAAUAGUGCUUUUGCUUUGAAUCAAAGUAAAUGGUCAGUGGUGGCAAAGUUUUCGAUAAACAGUUUUUACAUUAUUAUUUUUCGUGAUCGAUUUGAUUUCAUAUGUCUGCUUAUUUUUCAGGUGUUUUCAGGUAAUUGGAAUGGUAAAAAAUCUGUAAGGCAUAUUCUUGUGCCUCCAGUAACGGCACAUUUAAUACGAUUUCACCCGACAGAAUGUUUGGCAUCUAAACGCUGCUGUAUGAGGGUAGACUUAUUAGAAGCAGGUAAUUGUUAAAGGGUCUCACUAACAAUUAACAGUUAUUGGACCAGAUUGAGCAAAAUAUCGUUAUUUGUCAGUGGUGAGCGAUCAAUUAUUUGCCUACAGCGUCAGGAAGUUUGAUUGAGUGACUGAAAUCAGGCCCCGGUUGUUCAGAAGUUCAAUAACGUUAUCCACAGGAUAGGAACUCACUUUUUGAGCUCAUGGAAGUGAAUGGAACAACGUCCGAAAUCCCAAGGACUGUUGUAACCGAAUAGCCUCAUUACUAGGGGUUAUUUUUCAUGCAUCGCUACGUAAAGUGUCUGAUAUUUUUAAUACCGUGGCGACCAACUGAAAAGGUCGUUAGACGAAACUAGUUUUGUGAAUCACCAAAUAAAUUUAAUAGUGUGUUGAAAGUGGAAACAAAUUAGGGUUUUCUUUUGUUUACUGUAAUAAUGUUAUUAAAGUAACACUUUCUUGGCCUCGGCAAACAAAAUUUCAGAGAAUCAUUUUGGUUUUUUUGUUUCUGCUUCACAAGAGACGGGUGCCCAUGCGAAUUCCGGCCAAGGAAACCUCGAGUUGCAUUCGAGUUGCCGUACCUGUUGACUGAGUUAUUUUACCUUGGUAUUGCUGUGGUGCGGACGGACAGACAUGCAUAUGCGGUCACGCGACUACAUGUCACUAUCAAACUUCUCGAAUGCAUUAGAUAACCACAUUUUCUUACCCAUGUCGCUCUGCUGCGCGCGCUUUUUGCGAUGCUACGAAUGUUUUCCCUUCAUCGUAAAAACCAGGGCGGCCUACUUAUCUUAUAAAAACACGCUCAUAGGGCCAAGUGUGUUACACUGUCUUGUUAUUACACUAAUUUGUACAAUAACCAAUUUUUUUUAUCCAAAAUAGCAACAUGUCCAUCGGGUUGGGAGUAUUUCCAAGGAUCCUGUUACCAAUUCAGGGAUAAUCUUGAAACCUGGUCAGAUGCGUUGGCGUUUUGCCGCAAUUAUGGCGCGGACCUACUAAAAAUAUCUUCAGCGGAGGAGAACCAGUUUGUGAAAAGAAAUGGUAAAAACUGGUGGUUGGCUUUGCGCCGAGAUGCUAGAAAUACUGGUGUUUGGAAGUGGAAUGAUGGUUCUAUUCUUUCUGACACAAACUUCUGGGCAACAGGAGAACCUAGCAAUCAUGGAAACAACGAACACUGUGGCCAGUUCCGUGAUGAUACUCGACUUUGGAACGAUGUGUAUUGCGAAAGCCUAGUUAAUGUGGCUUGCGAAAAAGGUAGUUUUUAGUUCUGAGCCCAGUUGUUUGAAGGCUGAUUAGCGCUUAACCCAGGGUUAAAUUUAACCCGGGUUUCUUUUUCUUCUGUUCAAAAGCAUUUUUUCUCUGAUAAUAUUCUGUUGUUAUUUUGAAGAGCAUUCAAUCAUUUACUUGUUGACAGAAAGAAUUAUAAUGUAUUUACUUUUUAGGCUUUCAAAUGUGAAUUCAGAUUUCCCACUAACCCUGGGUUAUCUUAACCCAGCUUUGAACAACCCGGCCCUGGGUUAUACUGCAUGGCUGAAUGGUUAAGGACAUUGGAACUUUACUAUGCUGGUCCAGGUUAAGGCGUGUUAUCUUUUCUUUUAUCAUGCGUUAAUCUAGCCCGGCUGUGUCAGGCUCACGGAUAGUUAGGACGUCGCGAAAUAAAACAAGCAAAGCGAAAAUAAAACACGCGUGAUCUGGGAAAUAGGGCGGUGCCAGAAAAAAGCUCCCGCCGGGAUCGAUUCCUCUUUUCACAGGGUCCGCACAGUCAGUCUUGAAUUCUUGAAAAAGCUUGAAAUUUUCCCAGCAAUUUUUCAGUCCUUGAAAAAGUCUGGAAAAUGGAAAUGAAGACUGGAAAAAUAGUAAAAAGUCUUAAGUACUUUUUUCAAGUUACAAGUGCUUGACAAGUGAUUUCACUUAUACUUUGUGUCUGCGUUUUUUAAUUAAGGUCUCUAUUGAUCAACCAUUUGAUAACCGUAAGUCUGGAAAAAUACGUUAUUGUUUUGGGAAAAAAGUCUGACAAAAAUCUUGAAUUUUGGAUUCAAAAUCUGUGCGAACCGUGUUUUCAAUACUACAGCACAUUUUACCAUGUUGCAUCCUGAAACAGUAACAUAUAUCUAACCAGACAAUUAAUCUGGACGUUUUAGUGCAUUUAAAGACUAAAACAAAUAUGCAUCUUUAAACAACAGCCACAGAAAUCACACGAAAAGGAUAUGGUACAGAAAAUCUUGAAAUCGACGGAUCGGGACUCAGGUGAUAAAUUAUUUUGCGUGGUUGGGGGAUUUUUAUGCGUCAGGGACGCAGGAUGCAGAGGUAACAAAACCACUGCAAAUGCACUGUAACAAAAUUAUUUGCAGGAUUAUGGUUUGUUGAGAUCCAGUAUUUUUGCUACCAUGGCAACGUGACGUAACGACUGCUCCUCUUUAUUAACGCUCAUUUUGUUUCAUUUCAUUUUUGAGCAGACAGCAUCGACGUUAUUUUAACAAGUCGAGGAAUUAACGAGAACGAUCCCGGUAUUUUCUGCGGCUACCAUGAGUUUUCAAGAUCGUACCUUCUGUCAGUAUCUACCUCUAAGGAGAACUGGGAACUCCGAAUCGCAAAGUCGUCUUUGGCUUGGGAUCACGUGGGGAUCACAUGGAGUCAGCAGUGGGGGCUUCGUUUGUAUCACAAUGGAAUGCUAUUGGCUGAGUCAACCAAGCCAAUUACUCUACCUUAUCCAUCUGAAGAUAAAAUCACCAAAUUUACGAUUGGACGGGACGCGAAUUCCUGGGCGGUAUGGGGCCAUAACUUUCAGAUGGCUGAUCUGAGAAUCUGGGAAGCGGUCCUUCCAGAACAAAAAGUGAGAGACGUAUAUACUAAUGCAGGUAACUUAAGUUCAAUUUGAUGUUCAGUUUUAUUUUGUAUAGUAGUUAAUUGUACGCUUGCGUUAAAUGGUUGUGUUUGGUCACUCAAUCAAAAUUAAUAUUACGAUUAUUUCCUAAUAAGCAGAUAACAAAGCCUUGGAUAUGGCUCGAAUAUUUUUUCCGGGAGUCGGAGAAUGUUAGGCUCACUUGUCGCAUUACUUUAUGCAAAUUCAUCAUAAACGUAUAUUCUGAUAUUAUUUUUUCUCUUUUUUCUAGCCAUGCCGUGGUUUAUGUGGAAGAACAUAGGUCCCCCCUCUUUUCAGUGGAAGCUGAAACAUGACUGCCAAGCCAAUCACAGUCAUGAUUCGUGUGCUGGGGAAAAUUAUUUAAGGGACGAUAAAGGUAUAACUCGCCCUUCUUGGUGUCCUGACAGUAGUAGAUGGUGCAACAAAUUAUCCGAAUUUUUGCGGAGGCGUCUCAUUAACUUGCGGAGGAAUACAGUUACAUUAUCGUCGUUGACCUCUUAACCGUUUGUGUCCUCAUCUCAUGAAUAAAAUGGUUGUUUAACCGGUUUGGCGUGUGGUCUAGUUAUUAUUUCAAGGUCAGAGAAAGUCUGGUAUUUUGAUUGGUUGACCAACAGCUAGAAAAUUAAAGCAUUCAUUAAUUGAUUCAUGUUGUCGAAAGGGUAAGUGCUUACUCGCCUAUAACUUAAAUUUUAUUCAUGAGAUAAAAGACACAAGGCCAUAACGUCAUCAGCAUUUUAUGUAUUCCUCUGCAAAAAAUCCGAAUAAUUCUGUGCGCCCAAAACUACUCUCUGCUUUAUAUGAGGGGAAAAAAAGACGCAGCAUCUUACUCCACGCUCAACAGCGGUGUCUUAGCCAAGUCGCGUCUUUUUUAAAACCUGAACACAUUUUGUGCGUCACUUAUACAAGAGAUUGGCGUCUUAAUUAACCGGCCCCUAUAACAAGCGACUUUUCUUUCUUCGUAUAAAUGGCCCUGUUAUGACCCUACAAAAUUUCAUGCACUACGAUCAACAUAACACCAUGCAUCUAUGUUUUUGUUUUGUUUUGGUUUUUUUGGUUUUUACAGAGUACACGCAGGUUGGCUGUUUUGGAAUCGAUUCAGGGCCUCUGAUGCAGAGUCUAGAGAAUACGGAUCCUAUUUUAGGUGGCAGCUACGAUGCUCGUGCCGAUGCCGUAAUUAAAUGUCUUAAUGCCGCUCGUAGAAUAGGCAAUAGAAUAUUCGCGUUCAAAAAUGGCGGGGAAUGCUUAACCCUCUCAGUGAGUGAACUCGAUGUAAGCAAAAUUUAUGAAGAGUCUAACGACUGCACGGAUAGCAAAGGGAGCGCCAGUGCCAUGAAUAUCUACGUCAUAAAAAGUAAGAUAUUUCAUCAUAAUUAUUGUUUAAGACUAAGGCAUUGUUCAUACGAGUGAGGUUACCGGGAUUAGGCGGACUGACUUAACAAGCCUGGUUUAAAUCAGAAUUAAAAAGGUGAUCGAUUUUAGGGUAACGCCAAGGGUGAUAAAAGUUGGUGGAAAAACGGUAUUCAAGUGUCACUUAACUGCAUCGCGGGCUCAGGUGAAUUUCUUGUGAGGUGGCGUGUUUUUUUCUUUUUUUUUUUUUCAAAGUUGACUAGUUAUAAGUGGUUUGCAAUUAAUCACAAGCUCUGCUCCAAUUUAAGCCGUGCUUGCUAAGAAGGCCCAUGUAACAACAUUACGUUAACAGUCAAGCCAGGUCAAGCUUGCAACCAUAGAUUCUAUUUAUUAUUCUUUAAAAUGAAUUUGUUACUCCUUAAAUAGAUAAUGAGCAUUGAAUUUACGGGCAAGGUAAUUAACUCAGCCUUCUAUUUAGAUCCGAUGUUUACGUCUUCUGUUUUUUAUUUACAUGACAAUUUCUGGCCCAGUUGAACAAGAUGUCGGUAGCUGAAACAUCCAUAAUUCAGCUCUGUUUCUUAAUUACUUUCCUGUUCCAGCCAAUGAGUCCUGGUGACGUGAACACAUUUCUUUCUUUUCACAAACUCUAUUUAGAUAAUUCAGCUCUAUUUCUUAAUUAAACUCCUGUUCCAGCCAAUAGAAAUAAUGAGUCCUGUCCGUGAACACAUUUCUUUCUUUUCACAAACUCUAUUCAGAUAAUUAUAACGUAGCCUACAAGAAACCUACCAGUCAAUCGGGGACAGUGAAGGAUUCAUCAUUGGCAACGGACGGCAGUCGAAUGGAUUCAAAGAACGAAAUGUGUAGCUUAACAACGGUGCAAAAAGACCCAUGGUGGAGAGUUGACCUAGAGAGGGAGAUUAUGAUUCGCGACGUUUACAUUUUUAUGUACUCUGAUUCUUCUGUGAAGUACCUGUUAGAGAUAAGAAUUGGCAUUAACGAUGUACCAGCUUUAGGGAGCAAUCCUCUUUGUGGUGGCGUGUUUGGUUUCAAGCUGGAAUCCUGGCGACGAAUUCGCUGCCCUACACCUCGUCUUGGAAGAUAUGUGUCAGUAACGCGGAUUGUAGAUAAUGGAGCCUUGAUGCUAUGUGAAGUUGAAGUCCGAGAAGAGAGUAAGUUGCAAAGAACUAGAAAUAGCGGAACAUUUGCACCUUUAUAAAAAGUCUAUAAAUUUACAAAUUAUAGACAUUUCAUUAUCUCUGUAAAAGGUCCAGUUUUUCCAAGGAAAAUAACUGAUUGGGUGGUGUUAACAACAAAAAUUGAGAUUAUAUCUUAAAUUAAAAACACUCAUUUACCUUAAUAAAUUCCUGAUGUUACCAUCAGCUAAGUUGAAGGGUUAUGCUGUCGGUCGUUUUCAUUUGCCGCACCAAAACUAUGGAACUCAUUGCCAAAACCUGCCCGCUAUCAUGAUGAUCUGGCAAAUUUUAAGAGUGCUACAAAUACUUACUUAUUUCGCGAGCAUUUCGUUUUAAUUACUGUCAGUAAUAAUGUGUAUGAUAUAAAUAUUACCAUUUAGUUUAUACCGAUUUUAGUUUAGUAUUUAUACAUGUUGUGAUCAACAUUAUUUCUAUCCAUGAAUAUGCAGCACUUCAAAUUGUUAUUAUUAUUAUUAUUAUUAUUACUCAGAUUUUUUAACAAAAAAAAAGAAAGAGCUUGCCCGUAUUAUUAUUUUUUUUAAUAUCUUUCUUUAUUUUCAGGAACUUUUAAAGAAACUUUUUCAGUUUAGAGUAAGAAGGCGUUUAACCUUGAGAAUAGUUUGUUUUAAUCGAAAUGGAUUGUUUUUAUAGAAAUGAAAUGUUUUUAUUUCGCGAUAAUAUUUUUUUUGAACUGUUUUUUUUUUCCUAAUCAAAACUAAGUGUUGUUUUUUUUAAUAGAAAGGAAGCGUAAAUAUGUUUUUUUUUUUACGGAAUAGUUUUUGUAGGCGAAUUAAUUCUGAAUUAGUUAGCAUUGUUAUCAAUAAAAUUAUUAUUACUCACUACUACAAAAAAUUCUUCUUCUUCUUCUUCUUUUUCUUCUUCUUAAAAAAUUAUUAUUAUUAUUAAUAUUAUUGUUAUUAUUAUUAUUAUAAAAUUAUCUUGCUGCAAAGCAAAUAUUCGUGACGUGUGCCACUCUUAUUUUUUUCAGCUCUGGAAUAUGUUCAAACAAACAUGGCUUAUCCUCGUUCCAAAGGCGAUCUUUCAAUACUUGAAAGUCAGCAUGUUGUUGGGACGGCGAAAUGUUUGAGAUUUUCUUACAAAAUAUCAGGAGACGACGUUGGAAGAUUAAAUGUUUACAUCGUGUCCCAGGAUGACUCUGCAUCGUUGUUAUGGCGAAUAAGUGGUAGCGAAGGAAAUGAGUGGAAAACUGCUCAAGUACCGAUUGAUGUUGCUCUAGGGUUUAAGGUAACCUGGCAGACUGGUAGAAAUAUUAUUGUUAAAAUCGGGGGUGAAUGUGGGCACCCCCUCCCUCCCCCUCCUUAUUUUCGGAAGAAAGUCGAGGCCCACAUGGCUGAGGUAAAACUGAUACUUCGCUUUGGCAUUUUGUUUUCAAGGUCUGGAUCCGCCGCUGUUAGUGACGCAUGUAAAGCAAGUGACAGGGAUCUUGUCGUUGUUGUUGUUUGUGAGGGAUAUUGUACUUUUCAGACGUUCAAUCCUCUGUAGUGUAUAAAUUUAAGAAAAGCUUGACAAGAAAAUGACUUAGUUGUUUUACACAACCAGUGAGUUUAGCUAAGCAUUAUACCUUGUGCGGGCUACAAUGUUCAUUAAAGAAAACUUCCUCUUUAGUCGUAUCAAUGCAGUUGUAAUAGUCGUAUUUUUGUUAACCGUAGAUUCAGGUUGAAAGUGUCAGUGGCGGUGGUGAUGAUGGUGACAUCAGCAUCAGGGACAUCAAACUAGGGAGCAAUUUAACAUGUGCAUGUGCUCCACCUCAGGCGUGCAGGCAGCUGACAGGUUAGGGUAAAAGUACAAUGUGACCGGAAAAAAUCUUUCUUGGUCAUUACUGCAUACAUCUACGAGAAAGCUGUCUGGUUUUUAUGCUUUAUUCCUCGUUCAUUACUGCGCUUUUCACAAAAACGCGAACUCUAAAGUUCAAAAGCCGCCUUCCGUCAAUCAUAAUUACGAUUACAAGCAACAAACCUCAGAACGCAGAAACACACAAAACGGAUCUAAAUCCACCAAUCACAGAUCACAAACCAUGACCGUUUGAACCCGUUUAAGUAAAAAACUGUUUCCUAAGAGUUCCCUUAAGAUGAUUGACGACAGCCAAAAACGCAAACGUCCAUUGGCUUCUGAUCGUUUUUUGAAAAGUGGAGUAACACUUACUAGACGACAUUUCAACUCGAAAUAGUGUGAUAGAGAAUAGUAAAAGCUCCGUCGGUUACAUGUUAUGGAAACUACCCUCGACCUUCGGAAGUCAAAAAGCUAAAAUUUAAACGUCGGGCUGAGUGAACCGGCGCAAACAACGACGCUCUUUGUACCCAAGCAGUCUCUAAAUAAAGAAUAUUCAGGGUUUUUCUGGUGGCCUUGGUGGGUCAAUCCGUUCACGGCCGUAAAACGGCAGCUGGACCUUCCUUGUUUUGUUUUGUUAUAGCGCUGCUAUGGUAAAAUGGUGGAAAAGAUCAAUUAUCGAACGUCGGCUGAGUCUGUUUGAUGACGUCGAAGCGUAUAAAACCUUAUAAAAGGCAAUCAUAUAAAAUUUAUUUGAUGGAGUGUUUUGCUUCUUUUUUUUUUUUUGCAGGAUUUUACUCGACGAUGAUCAGCCACGUUAUUAGCUACCAGGCGACAUUAAUGGCAUGGUUAUCUGCGGUAGGAUUUGGCGAGCGCUACUGGGCUCCAUGCUACAAGGGGAGUGUGGAUGGAUGGCACUCAAAAACCUUUCACAGUAAAUGUGACAGCAAAGGCCCGUCUCUAACACUAGCGAGAAAAGGUUCUUAUCUAUUUGGAGGAUUUGCUGAUAGAAGCUGGAAAGGUGAGUUUUUAUCAUCUUGACAGCCCUUGCUUCCGAAACUUUGCAAGUGGAUGAGACAGUCAGCAAACGUAUUCUAUUCACACCAAUAAUUACGCAAUAAGGUUCACUUUCAGUCAUUUAUUUUAAGCAUCCACAAUUGUGUUUUCAUAAUCAUCGUUUAACAAUCGAAAAUGGUACGUAAAACGUGCACUUUUUCCUGUCAUUUAUGUCGCAGGCUAUACUACAGCACAAGCCAUCCCAUCAAGUAAAGCUUUCCUAUUCAGUCUGAAACCUUUUGAUCAGAGUCAAGGACCGAAUAAGAAGAUUGACGUCAUUCCUGAGAACAGAUCCGAAGCUAUUCGCAUGAAGAAAUUCUCAGGGCCUUGCUGGGGAUAUUCUACUUCCGAGUUGUGUUUUACCAAUAAUGCUGUCGAAAUUGUCCCUAAUGGCGUUUUCGACUAUUCCGGAAUCUCUGACCCCAACGUAUUUUUCACUGGUUCUUCGGAUUUUGAGGCAGACGAGAUUGAAGUUUUUAUUACGUCAGGUAGGAUAGAGGUAACAUUCCAUGUUGCAGCAAAUUCAUAAGAAAUCCGUGCAUUCCAUAAAAGACUUUUCUUAUACAUGUAACUUGUAAUAAUGAUUUUCGUUCCAUAAAAUAACGCUUAUCUAAGUUUCAAUAUUCUGCCUAAAAUCUGAAUGUGCGAUGUUUUCCAUAAUGAUCUAGCCGGUGACCUGCCUACGUCUCCGGUUCCAAAGUUUUCCCAGAAAAAUCAAGUAACAAAUUAAAACCGCCAUCUCUAAAAUAAUUAUGAACCUUUUUUUGGCAUUCUUGUACCUUUUGAAUAUUUUUAAUGCAGGCAGCUUCCGAUCGAAUAUGAGUAAUUGGCACCUGUGUCUAGCAUUUCCUGGGGUACGUCGGACGCAAACAAGUCUGUAUUUAGAUUGCAGAGACAUUUACCAUGGCAGCACGCGCCAGCGGCGAAGUCACGUGCUCGGGUGUGGACAUUUGUUCCUACGAGUUCACACUUUUAAGUGAGCGACGAUCAACUCGACUGAUCUAAUUGUAUGGACCCAUGAUUGCAACCAGGCUUGCAGUAUAAGAUCUAAUAAGAGAAGUGAAUCCUUUUAAUUUCUAAUUUGUUCUCUAAUUGCAAUGGGGAAAUGUGAUUUUUUAGCGAUACUAGUCAAUUUAAACACGUAAUAUAUUAGUUAGCCGUCUCUCCCUCUUGUGAAUUGACUGAAAAUGUGAACGACAUAUUAAGCAAAUUUUUCGUAACGAUUUGAGCAAUAGGAAACGUUUUCCGUGUUUGCAUAGCCUGAUAUAAACACUCGAGGGGUUGGGAGAAUUCGAGACAGUUAGUUUGCAUAACUGUCGAGAAUUCUCUCAACCCCUCGUCGAUGCUUUCCGAAAUACGGGCUUUUCUCGCUUAAAAUGUCACCUCAAGCGAAAAACAAUUUACAGGCGGAGCAUGAUUCUAAAGAUUUUCCAAGUUUCAGACGACGAGGAAAUGUGUAAAUAAAAUGAACUUGUCGAAUUUUUCAACUCAAAGCCUUUUUCAAAUUCGUGCUUGCGUGAUUAGCGCGCGAAAAGCAAAACAUCUUGACGUCACAACCAUGUUUACAUACUCUUAUGCAUACACGCCCCUCGGCCAAUCAGAGCGCGCGUAUUAUCUUAGUUAUUUAAUGAAGUGUGAUGUCAAGUUAUACUUUUAAGCCUUCUUUUACAAAAUCUAUGCAGCUUUUAUUUUCCCGUUCCAGUUCGCCCACUUUCGAUGCGCAAAGUGUGCAUAUGUAAUGAGUGGCAAGUGUUAAUGUCAGUGUUAAUGUUGUAGCUAGAGCAGAUAUAAACUAAUUAAAAUGCUAUUUCUGAAGUAAUUGCUUUCAAGAAUUUUUUCAUGAAUUUAACUGCUAUAUAGAUUCUUUGUGUGAUCCACCAUGCGGUGAAGGUGAAACGUGCGACGAAAUCAACGGAAGGUGCAUCUGUGAUCCAGCUUUGAGACACGAAGAAAUUUGCAGGCUGAGGCGAGGUAUGGUCAUGCCUUUCAAACAGCUCUUUUUCAAACGGUGGAAAGGUCGGAAAAGGUGCAUGCGACAAUCCCGAAAGAUUUUGUGUGGUUUUGCGUUCAAUCAAGUUCCUAAAGGAAUUUUUGGAGAAUGGUACGAGAGACCAUAGAAGCAUGUUUGCCUCCUGUGUGCCGGGAACAGUGUAUUGAUCAUAUCCCAUAUUGCCUUUCGGGACUGUCGCGUCCACAUUUUUUUUCGACAACCUUCCGCGAAAGUGAAAGUGAUAAAUAUGCGUUAUUGACCAAGCGUGAGGUCAAGAUGGCUGGGUUUUGGCCAAGUUCUUUUUUGUUUCUUAUUUACCGAGACAAAGUGGAGGUCAAUAAAAAACGCAAAAAAAUAGACCAAUAUACAGCCAUCUUGACCGAACGAGCUUGGUCAAUAAUCUACCCUCAGGUGGCUAAUCAGAACGAAGGAUUCCCUUUCAUCUUGCGUAAACAAAAAAAAAAUGAACAGACAGAAUAUAACAAGACAAAAAAACCUCUGCUGACAAGAUGUAACUUGCCAGUUGUCCAUUUACGAACGACCUUGUUUUUGGACUCAGAACGACCCAGAAUGAAACAAAAGCAAGUGGUCGAUACGGAACACGAAGCCAGGCCGGACCGCAGGCAAAAUUGCGGGUCCUGGAAGAUAACCACUCGUCCAUGCUGCUUCUCCCUAAUAAGUGCUUAUUAACUCACCGCCCACUUAAUGGUAACAAACACUCAGUGCCAACUUCAGUCCCAUUAAAAUGCCUUAAUUCAUUUGUUUUUUAAAUCAAGAAAAUUCUCCUAUUUAUAAGAGUUGUCCAAUGUCCCAUAAUACAACCGAAAAAACAAGCGCCUGUGACUUUGAUUGUUUGUCUGUUUGUUCGUUUGUUUAUGGCUGUUCAUUUGUCCUCCGGCAGCGUCUGAGAUGUCUCUGAGAUAGAAAGAUUCCAAUUGUGUAGCAGACCACUCCAAAACGCUUCAAACUAUACGUAAGCAAGGCUCGUGGUUGAUAACACGACGUGCAUGUUGCGGGGACAUGUCCCAUCACGUGUAACAGCGUCGAAAUGGUGAUAAGGCCAUGUACACGUAUAGCGAAGACUAGUAGCAAGAUAAAAUUAAAUAUUUUUAUCUUAGCUGUUCAAGAUAGCUUUGAUGCGUUUUCAUGGGAUUUUCGAUACUUGUUUUCGAAUAAACUCCAUGUCAUACACUUUAUUACACUAUGAGGCUUCUAUUUUGUUUUGCGUUGAAAUUGAAUGUUCAGCAGCCUAAGAAUUAAGAAGAAAAUUUUAAUUGUGGUGACUAUGGUUAGAUGCUUUUAAAUGCAUGGAGUACUGAUAAAUCUGUUUUUCUUAAUUGUAGAGUUGCAGGACAAAAGGGACAAGUACUGCAAUGAAAUCUUGGGUCCUUCAAACAACUGUGCUGGAAAUUUGUUUGCACGGUUUGACUUUUCGAACCGACAGCCUAACACUUUUAAAUGGAGGUGUUACUAUGAAGAGGCGCUAACUAUGGACCGCUGGCGCUUUGAUAAAACGAAGAGUUCACCUUGCUAUUACACGAAGGAUAGCGAAAUCAAGAGCUUUUCAAGUGAAGGUACAUUAACCCACUUUGCGAAACAGGGCCAUUGGUUUUUCACUAUUAACUUUCAAUAUUCACCAUUAGAGGUAGACGUAAUUCAACUACAGGCAGUUGGUUAGAGGGCCAAAUGCAUUCUUCGGACUAAGGAAAAACAGUAUUUUAUUAUCUGGUUGCUGGAGCCUCACUUAAGGUGGCUCACUUAAGGUUUAAUACCUCCCAAGUUUAAGCAUAAACUACGUCGCCGUUAACAAAGAUUUGGAAAAAUUACCACCACAGCUGUAUUAGAUAAAGAUGAAAAUUGUUAUGAUCAGAGUUACAUUGACAUCGGAGUUGUCUUAGCAACGAAAUGACGCCGUUAGCUAUUUUACUUGCAGCCGUAUUUCUCGUCAUUGGGAACUUAACAGUUCUUCCAAAAUCGUUCACAGGAGCUUUUUCCUCCAGUAGCCGUCUCGAUGUUCGUUAAAUUUUUGGGAAAUCUAUAGAGCGUUAUCGAGAUAUUUUAGGAUACGAUACUUUAUUUAACGUAGAUAUUACGCUUUGCUUAUCAGCUGGUUUACAGGUAAUCCACUGCCCUAAUAUUUUCUAAAAACUAGAAAAUAUAUAUAUUCUAAAAAUUAAAAAUUAAAAACUAAAAAAAUAUUCAAUAAUUCAUCAUAUGAAACUGUAAAAUCUAAGAAUCAAUUAGAACAACAAAGCAACUGGCAGAAGUUACUAUAAUUCCCGUUAGCUUAAUUUCUCCUCGAACUCAGCUAGACAUAACGCAAGCAUUCAAAUACGCAACGUGAACCUUUAUUCUUUGAAAAUGGUCUCCGUUUUCAAAAAUAUCCGGAUCGGCGUGGAUGGAAACUUACCAUGUAAAAGUCCUUCUGAUGGCGGUAAUAAACCUAAUUCCCAACAUUCGAAGUAAUUUAGUUGUUCUUUGCCAAUUUUUAAAAACAGAUUGUAAUGCUCUGGGCAUGGAAAGUCAGUCAAUAUCUGAUUCACAGAUUACUGCCUCGUCUGAACACGACCCUUCCCAUGGAGCAGGGAAUGCACGACUGAACUUUCGAGCUGGUAGCGGAAGGACUGGUGCCUGGUCAGCUCUUUCACCUGAUUCAAGCCCAUGGCUUCAAGUGGAUUUUACUAGGAUAGUUGCAUUGGCUAAAAUAGCGACUCAGGGAAGAUCAGACUAUGAUCAGUGGGUUACUGGUUAUUCAUUAUCUUACAGCGUGGACGGAAAUUACUUCCCAAUGUACAAGCUGUGUGGGGAAAUUAAGGUUAGAAAGGAUUAACACUUUUGUAGCGAAAAGCGAAGUGCAUAAAAUUUGGUUAUCUACACAUCCAAGGUAUAUUGAGGUUGUGAGAAAAUCAUCCGUGCGUCCGUCCGUACUUACUUACGUACCCUAGCCUGCGCCAUAGACGAAACUAAGCUUUGUUUAAAUUCGUCUGUGAAACAACCCCAAAAUUCUUAUUGGGGAGCCCCACCUUUGUACCAGGGUUUGAGUACGCGCCAUGAUUUGCCUGUUAAAAAAGCCCUUGUCGAUUAAUUCCUAAUCAGGAUGGAAGGAGUAUUAAAAGUAACAUAAAAGUAAUAUAAAGAAAAAAUUGAUUGAUUAAUUGAUUUCUUUUUUAGAUUUUCGAGGGUAACUCAGAUCGGGACACAAUUGUUUCCCAUGUAAUCAGCCCAGUUAUCUUCACCCGCUUCAUACGAAUUUUACCAAAGAAUUGGCACGGGCAUUUAUCUAUGAGAGCGGAGUUCUAUGAAUGUCAUGGUAUGCUUAUUUCAGUUUCUGUUUUAUUUUUCAUGUACUUAGCGGUAUUUCAAUCAUACAGUACAAUACAGCAUUUUUAUUUAUGGAGCGUUGUCUAUCAUUAUUGUUAUUAUUAUUAUUAUUAUUAUUAUUAUUAUUGUUAUUCUUAUCAUCAUCAUCAUCAUCAUCAUCAUUAUUAUUACUAUUAUCGUCAUCAUCUUUUUUUUUUCGGGGGGUGGGAUCCAAAUUAUUAACAACAUAACGGAUCAUUAUUUUUUUGUGCCAACGCACUUGGCGCUUGGGCCAUAAAAUUCAGAAUGAAAAAAAUCGAUGCGUAAGUUACAGUACGGACCUCUAACGCAGUUAGUAAGAGGUAUUUAUUACUAGAGAGUAAAGUUGACGCUUUGAUUUAUUUAUUUAUUUAUUUAUGGUUGUGACACACUCUUACACUUGAAGGAGGUGCACGACGCUUUCCUCCAGUAAAGAAAAACAUUUUAGGCAAUCCAGAGUACUUUCAGAUUUCUAGAUUGAAUAUAAGUGGUGCUAUAAAAGUUGUAUCUGUUCGGUUAUCCUAGGGCAACAAGAGUCUUUUCGAAUUCACAAUGGCUUCAGUAUCAUUUUCCCAAAAUUUUAGAGGUAAUUUAAGACUUCACGAAGGUGAAAUUUUCUGCUUUUUCUUUCCGUCACAUUUCCGAGUCCAAAAAUUUGGGGUAAAAAUAGUAGGGCAUUUUUUAGCUAAGCUUCGAAAACUGUACAUGAUUUGCUUCUUCAAACAUAUCUUUUACACAAGUGAAACUGACCAGGUUUUAGCGAGAUGAAGAAUUAACGAGUUGGACGUGCAAAGCAGCAAGUGUUCUUUAAAAAAGGUUUCCUUUAUAAAAAUUCUCAGGAACUUACAUAAAUGUGUAAUGUGUCGACAGGUUAUAAAGUCUUAGAAGUUGACCAGCUUCUGUCAGUCUCGAAGUACCUCUGGACGUUUGAUGACUUGAAUGACAUUAAGGACCUCCAGGGAGAAUCGUGGGCUCAGAUAAGUGGCUCGCUGCAAUCUACCACCGGGGUUCGGGGACGGGCAGUCAAAGCUUUAGGUGGCGCGGGGUUUAUUGAACUGAUCAAAGAUGCUGCGUUAUUAUUGGCGAAUCCGCUGCCCCAUUCAUGCGUUACGUUAAGCCUCUGGCUUUCGUAUGAAAUCCAAAUUCCAAAUGUCGUGCAAACCUUUUUUGCUGCUGGUGAUCAAGAAAACGGAGACCGGGGUGUGCGUCUUUAUCAGGAGGAUGGCAGCAAAGAAGAGCUGACUUUCAAGAUAACGGCUGCAACAACGUGGUGUUCUAUACGAUUCAGUGCUUUUCAGCGAGUCUGGUCACAUUUGGUGUUUAGCUGGGGUAACUCUAGUGAGAUUAACAAACUCAAGGUGUAUCUUAAUGGCAACGAGGCUACUCCUUUGGAGCACCAGUGUGCUAGUUUGAGUACCAAUGAUCUUUCAGAUCAUGACAUUAAAAUAGGCUUGAGCCAGCUUCCUUUAGCUUCAUUUGAUGAUAUUAUUUUGUGGGCAAAGGAGCUGUCAGCGGCGGAGGUGGCUCAAUUAUUUCAAUUUUACAAAGGUAAGUACCCUCAUCUUCCCUUCCCUGAGUUAAGUGUAAUUUAUUGAGAGAAUAGCAGAAGCGAUUCAUUUAUAGUUGAAGAAGCCAAAAGACUUUCAAACCUCAUUGAAACGUUUAUUCAUUGAAUAAAAUUGACGAUAAUAGCAUGGGAGAGGACCCCGCCGCCGCCCCCUUUGUAGGCUUUUUACCUUAAAAUCCUUUUAUUGAAGAGUUCACGCUCUUAGUUCAUGGGUAAUCAGAUGCCAAAUUGGGGGAAAUUUAAAGGUUUGUCAGAUUGGUAGACUCGUACCCAGUCGCCACUAAUAUUUAUUCGCGCAAAGAAAUUAUAUGGAAAGGCAAUUUGACGCGCGCUAAGGCGCUUGGGAAGGAGGGAGAAAUCGCGUUUUUCAUCCUUCCUUCCCUUGAUGCACCGCAAACUCACUAAAUCCUUCCCAUUAAUGACAGCGCAUUCAGAGAAGCGACUAGUUACAAGUCUGUCAGAUUGGAACUAGCUGGAGUUCAAACCCAGCUAAUUCUUCCUGGGUACCUAUAUUUGACAGUUUUUCUUUAAAAACUUAAACUGAUAUGUCGGUAAUGUCGAAUUAUUGAAAAAAUGCAUUGGGAAAAUCAGGUUUUCUGAAUAUUGAUCAUAGACUUCCCUCAUUAAGGAUUUAUUGUAUUAUUUCUUGCAUUUCAAUAAUUCAAUAAUUCGGAAAGAAUUAACUGGUCUUUGAAUUCCAGUACAAAACUUUGAAUUUCCCGCCAUCUUCCCCUGAUUACAUGUACCGUGAUGAAAAAUUGUGGGAAAUUCAAAUUCCAAAACGUUAUGUAUUUUAUCAUGAAACUCAGAAAACUGUGAGAAAUAAAAAUUUCUGGCAUGUUAUUGUUGCAUGAAAACUGAUAUUGUUAACAUGUAAAACUUUUCUGGUAAAGCAGUCGACAUCUAAAGAAGAAAAAACUUACAGGAUUUCGAGAUAACAGAGAGUUUCAAAUUGCUAAAAGAAGUCAGAAAAGCUAAUAUAUUACAAGUCAUAAGAUUAUCGUAAUUUCCCGCCGUUAAAUCCACUCUAUUCUACAUGACUUGCUUGAGGAGGAUGAAUUUGUAAAACCUCCUGCCUGAAAUGGCUACCCCUUACUUUGAAAAAUUGAAGCGCCAAACCAUAAAUGAGAAAGACGGCAAAAGGAAGAAAAGAAAGAAAUGUUUUUUUAUUAAUAAAAAGCUGAAAUUUUUAUUAUUUUUUAUGCUUUGCCCAUAGGUGGUGCUAACCUUCGUGUGGAACUAAAUUUAGAGUUGACUGAUGAGAUAUUUGAUUCGGAGUUGGCGAAACCAGGGUCGGAAAUGUUUAGCAACAGAACGUUCUGGAUCGAGAAAGAGGUUUGUAUGAAAUUUAAAUGUGGAAUGUGACCAUAAUUGUUGCAAAAGGAUAAUAGCUUACGCCAGAGGUAAGAUUCUUUAAACUCUAAGUUACAUUUGCUGGGCUGUAUUUGGAAAGACUGGUUGCUUUAAGUACUGAUUCCUGUGUGUUCUGGUCAUCUUUGAUUUCAAACAGAAAGCAGGAUUAGGGCGAAUAGAACUGGAAAUAAUACGGUCACUAGAGUGAGCAAAAAACUGACUCCCCACCCUGCCCCCACCCCCUUUCGUGCCCCCUCCCCUCUCCCUUUGGUCCGUGCAAUACAACCCUAGCGCAUAUUAACGCUCAAGUACUUUCCAAAAGACGUUUGGACCGGCAUUAAUAUUUGGCCAUUACACUAAUUAAGGCCCUCGAAUCUUUGAUCAAUUUUGCAUAAGGUACCAAACUCAUAACUCUCGUUUGGCAGUAUACUGCAUAAUACAGUCGACUACCUCUGUAAGACAGACACCUCUGUAAAACGGACACCUAGAGUUGGCCCCUGCCUUUGCUUAUUCCCUUUAUUUGACUCUCUAUAAGAUGGACACCUCUCUAAGAAGGACACUUAGUGCCGGUCCCAAAGGUGUCCGUCUUAGAGCAAGUUGACUGUAACACCACCUCACCGUCUUUUUGCAGGUGAUCAAACUCAUGGGUGAAAAUUUUAUUUCAAAAGUGGACAACUUCAAAUUUUGGUAAGAAUUGUUCAUUGCAUUUUUUUUUUUUGACAAAACAGAAUUAUGUUGAAAUGCCCGGCCAGAAUCGAAUAUUUGGCCCUUAAACAUAUAUCUUCUCGGCAAAAGAUGAAAAAUUUUUGCCUAUUAUAAAUAUUUUAAAUGAAAUGGGCGUUCCACUGGAAAAUUUCCGGGAAUUAGUGUAAUUUUGGAAAGAUUGUCACGUUAUUCCGAUGGAAAUGCAUAUUCUUUCACAAGGACUCACCAGUCCAAGGCUGUGCCCUUAUUUUAAAUUUUGGCGAGAGAGGAUAGCGAAUGAAACUUGUAUCGAGUAGAACACAUUCUCCACCUGAUGGACCUUUCCAUCGAUGUUUCCGAAAAUUUUGGGUAAAUGGAAAGCGGCCUCACGUCAAAAUCAGACUAAAAAAUGCAUCCUUUACGAUCUUUUCAGGAAUAUGACACAUGUCGCGGUCAAUUUUACUGUGCGAUUUGUUGGUGUUGGGUACCAGGCAAUAGAGCCACUGGAAAGGACUCUCGCGACAGAAGGCAUGCUUGGAAACAGGCCUAUCAAAUUUGUUGCCAUAGAAGGAAAUGACGGUCAGUGAUACUUUUUUAUGGGCAACAGAGCUGUUUUAAUACCACAGCUGCUUGUAGCCUCCAAAAACAUCCGUUUCUCCACGCUCUUCGUCGCUGGGGACGUUUCGACAGAAAUUCCAUACUGAUGACGUAAAUAUGUCCGGAAUCCGGUCAGAAGCCCUGAUUGGUCGAAGAAGUAGUUACAUUGUUUUAGCUAUUGUUUACGAAUGACAGACAAAAGACAAAAGGCCACAAAGGUCAAAUCUAAACGCGAUGAAUCUCUAACAAAACAGUCAAUAUUUGUGCAAUAUAGUCUUCUCUAGAACCAGCAUUUGAGUUUUGCUGGAACUCGUUCGCAGAUGAAACACAACUCUUUACCAAAAUCUACCAGGAGAAACCUAAAAUUGACUAAAUUUGCAUUUGGAACCCCAUGACUACCGGAUUUAUUAAGUAAAAAUUGAUUUGCGUCAUCAGUAUGGGAUUUCUGCCGCUGAGUCGCAGACGUUCCUCCGCGCGAAACGUGCCGAGCGGCGAAGAGCGAGGAGAAACGGAUGUUUUCGCAGGCUUAGCUGCUUGCCGGUGGAUUUAUCUUAUUGGCAAUAUUUUGUGGCCUCCUACUGAGCUAACCGCCGCGCGUAUAGCUCAAAGGGAUAAGCGCCGGUCUGUCAAGUGAAAUGUCGCCGGUUCAAACCCCGGAGGGACAAACACUCAGAACCCAAACACUGUUCGUCAGGAAAAGGGUCACAUUAGCGGGGCAUUCACCGUAAUUCAUUGCUUUGUUAAUUGUUAGCUGAAUCCUAAGCAGUCUGGCUAAGCGUCUCCCAGUUAGUGUUGUAAAUUAAGGUGGAUUUCCACUGUCGUAUGAGAGGUUAUUAAGAACAACCUAAGGAGACAAUUCUCCUUGACGGGAUUACCUGUUGGUCUUUCGCAAAAGCCAAACGAAAAAAAAAGCCUGCAUGGAACUUAUACAAGAAUGCUUCGAAUAGUGAAAAACAUAUUUUGGAGGGGCAAGAAUAACAAUAGUGAGCUUUAUGAUAGUCUAGAAAAGCUGACCUCUACCAUUCAAAAUAGAAGAGUUUCUCUUUCUGGACAUGUUUUUCGUGAUGAGAGCUCUCCGGCGCAGCAGCUGAUACAUUUUAACAUGGCUGCUUUCUGCACAUGGGAUGGCAAAAAGAGGAUGUCCUUCAUAUAUUAACACACUACUGAGGGAUACAGGGCUGGAGAACGUUCGAGCUCCAGUCGUCUUUUAGGCGUCGAUCGGAAGUAAGAAGUAAGUAAAUAUAAUAGAGGCAAUGUUUGUAAAAAGGUCGCGCGUAACUUUAAAAGUUGAACCUCGAUAAACAAUUACGUUUACGCGCAGUCUUUCGUACAUUGCCUUUAUUUUAUUUACGCACGUAAAUUUUACACGCGUACGCAAGUAAAAAUUACGCGGCAGUGGAAAUCCACGUUUAGAGAGGUUAAGCAACAGCGACGACAACGGCAGUGAAAAUACAACUACACUUAUAUUUAAUUAGCCUCACUCAAUUUAAUUUUCAAUUAUAGGGGAGUUUGCUGGAGUUGAAUUCUUUGGGACAUUUUCCAAGUUCCAAAAAAAAAAAAAAGAUGAAUUCGUCAUCGUGUGCUCACGUUCUUCAUAAAAGUUCGUGUUUUUUGUUUGUUUGUUUUUUUGGUUUUGUUUUUUUUUCUUUUCAAAUUUUACCUUGUGGUCGUCCAGUAAACUUCAGAUAAAUGUAUUCAUUGGUGUUAUGCCCGGGCAGUGCUAGUUGUUUUGCUCAGGAAAAUAAUUAUGGCAUUUCCGGCGUUUGAGUGGAUACGAUUUAGCCUGAAAUGAAACAUUUCUGCGGCACGGAAGCAGUGGGGACUGGGGCGGCUUCAGUUGAAGUGCAGUAUGGGUAGAAUGGAGUGCUAUAAAAGGGAUGCUUAUCACGUGGGAAAGCAUUCUAGGCCGACUUCUCGUUUAGCUCACAUUAUUAAUUACUUAUUUGUUUAUUUAUUUACUUAUUUAUUAAGUGAUAGAUUGAGUUUCGCGAGGGAAUUAGCUAGUUUUCGUUGUGCUUUCGUUUGUUUUCGAAUAAUUAUUUUAAAUUUACCGUGCUUUGUUGGAACAUUUUUUUGCUUAGUGAAUGUGGCCACAGAGACCUUCGAGCCGUGUAACCUUCUUAGGGAUGGGCUUUUCAGAGCAUGAGCUAUGGAUCCUACCCAGAUUUCCUGCCGAGUUUUCUCCCUAUUGUUGUUUUUGGCAGGUUUGUUCUGGACUCCAUUCUGACAGUAUAUUUUGUAACCUCAGUGUCGCUCAGCUCUGUUCGAGGUUAUCUACCACAAGUUUAAAUGAAAUAGAAGUUGUAUUAUAACCAAGAGAGGAUAAAGGGGACAAAGAAGGCAUCCCCCAUACACACCCUGUUCCAUAGGUAAUUCGUCUCGAGCUAUUUUUAAGACCACAGAUCCCAAGGGGGAUUAGACAACAGCCAAUUACAUAGCGCGAAUGUGUUCCGCGUGGAUGACCCACGCUCAGAGCCACGCGUCCUUUACGAAUUCGUGCUGAAAAAAAUGGCGAAGGACGCAGAGAGCGAUAUUGCUAUUCGUUUUGUCGACGAAAACGACUAAAGAGAGAGUUCUACUAAAGCGGUGUCAGCGAAAUGGAAAUUAAUCGCUCUUCCUCUCUUGUAUAGAGCUAGCAGUACAGCAGGGAAAUCCUUAACACACUGAAUAUUCUCUCAGGAUCAUUUAUAAUUUACAGUUUGAUGAGAGCAAUUUCUGAUUUGAUAUUCAUUCUUUUAUUAGUCUUUUAUUAUUCGACAAAAAUAACACUUGGCGUCCUACUUGCUUCAUUGUACAAACGACCGGUUUCAAUAGACCGGCGAAAUUUCUCAUUUUAUUAAAGCACUGAGGUCACGAAAAGUUCCUGUUAAACUGAUUUCACGGGUUGUCAAAGAGUCCAGCGAUUCCCUUCUCCCAGGUGAGCGCCGACUCAUUUCGCUUCAAUCUUCAGAAAUGCUCUCGAUCUCUUUACGCUUUCAUUGCCUUUCACCCGACAUGUUUUGCUCGGCGUUUACAUCCUCCACACAGCGCGCGAGGUAACUUUAUCCCGAUUCUAAAAAUAACUCGAGACGAAUUACCUAUGGAAUAGGGUGUGUAUGGGGGAUGCCUUCUCUGUCCCCUUUAUCCUCUCUUGAUUAUAACGUAUUGUUAUACCUCUCGGUACCCGCCCUGAACAGCCAGAACAAACCUAAUGGUUCUCGAUUCAUGUUGUACAGUGCAGUGGAGCCGAAAUGUUUUCUUUUUCGUUUUCGUAAUUACCUAAGCCCCUCAAAAUGCCCUGUGAAGAGAGUGGAUAAAAAGAUAUUUAUUAUUUAUAAUUUACAUUGUUCUUUCACUCACCGUCAUAAACUACAUGCAUUCUAUUUACAAUUUUCUAUGAUUUUUAAAAAUACUACACCACUUCUAUUUGAGUUUAUGAAGUUUCCCAUUGUAGUUGUUUUACGUCAGACAUUACCUUUUCUAAUAAAUACAUAAGUGUGUUUGCUUUUAAUCAAAUGGUAGAGAUGCAAGGUUGUUUUUGUUGUUGAUGUGAUUUGAGUAACGUUUCAAAAGCCAUCAAUGAAUCUCUUGUUUGCCCUUUUCGUAAUGUUUUUUAUCAACUGUUUGUGUGUUUGUGUACAGGAAAGCUCGUUUAUCAGCUCAUAAAACCGCAAAGAAAGUAAACGGAUGGUACACAGCUAUUGUUAUAGCUUUUAGCUUACCUUUGUCGAACACGUUUUGUAGCAUUAUUAGAACUUGAAUAUUCAUAAGUCCUGUUUCACGUUCACUGUUUUCUGCAAUUGCCAGAAAGUACUCCCACUGUCGUAGAUUAAGAUUUACCAAUAUGGCUACACGACAUUUUUCUCAGUACUUUCAAAACUGCCGUCCGUAGCUCCCUAAGACGCCAACAGUACAAGACUGGAUUUAUAGACGAGUUCAUAAAAGAAAUCGUAUCUGCAAAAUUCCAUGCCUCCGUUUCGUGUUUUUGAUAAAUAGCUAAAAUCAACAUGGAAGCGAAUAGUGGAGAAUAACACAGAAUCAUAAACAUGAAGUAUAUAAAAGUGUUUAUGGCACUUUUUUUUAGAUGCAGAGUACGGUUUGCAGUAUUUAGGUUCUGUACCGCCUGAUGUUGGGCUUGAAUUUGUAGUUGAUGCUGACGAACGAUCAGAAAAAUUUUAACAUAUGAAAACGUCGAAAUUGUAAUGCAAACACCUAUGCCAACAGCCGUGACGUAGAAGAAGAAACUUGUAUUCCACAGUUUGAUGCACGAAACAAAAGCACCAGUGAGCCAAACAGUUAGUGUGAUAUAUAGAGCUCUUUUUGCAGUCAUUAUAUGUGGAUAGGUCAUGUGAUAAUGAAGAGCUAAGUACCUGUCUACGCUUAUGACCGCCAUUGUACAGACUGAAACACCGCAAGCUAACGUAGUCAACCCAAACAUUGCGCCGUAUAAGAAUGGAGCACGUGUAAGUUCUGUGGCAAUGUAAACAGGCUGAGCAAUGAAUCCAACAAGAAUGUCUGAGACGAUAAGGCAACACAAGAAAACGGUAGAGGGCGAGCGAAGUGAAGUUGCCGUCCACAUGGCCGCCAAAACCAACGAGUUUGUAAAGAUAGAUGUAAUCAUCAGUGGCAGAUUUAGCGCACAAUUAAUAAUGGUGAUAUCUGAAAACGACUGUUGUAGUCCCAUUUCAUCAACAGGGAAUGUUUUCUCUUUGAAUGUGCUAGUUGUUAUUUUCUACGUUUCUUUUCCUUUACAAAAUAGAGUGUUAGUAAAAUUUAAUAAAAUGCAUGAUGAAGAGGGCUUUCAUCCAUUUCCUGCUGAUAACGCACCAAAUCAUUUUUUUCUUUUGGCAUCUUAACAAUUGGUUUCAAAAAUAAACAUCUUAGUCUUUUAAUAGUAAUAAAUGGCAUGUUCAACGUAAACAUUCUAACAAAAUAUAUACCUUUUUUAAUUUCCCUGACACCUGACCUGCAGAAUUGAAUUUUAAUUAAAAUCGGCUUCGAAAGAAAAUUAAAUCAUCAAAAAAGGCAAAACUGUAAAUGCUUCUGGUCGAAAAACUAACAUGACUUUCAAAAGCGUCAUGCCCGGCCAGUGCAUGUUACUUGUUUUGCUCAUGAAAAUAAUUAUGGUAUUCGGGCGUUUGAGUGGAUACGAAUUAGCCGGAAAUGAAACAUUUCUGCAGCACGGAAGCAGUGAGGACUGGGGCAGCUGCAUUUGAAGUGCAGUAUAGGUAGAAUGGAGUGCUACAAAAGGAAUGCUUAUCACGUGCGAAAGCAUUCUAGGCCGACUCCUCGUUUAGCUCACACUAUUAACUAUUUUUUAUUUAUUUAUUUACUUACUUAUUAAGUGACAGAUUGAGUUUCGCGAGGGCUUUAGCUAGUUACUUCGGCGGAGCGCGAAGUAAAGGAUUCGCGACGUUCAGGAAUGUAUAUAUCAAAGUUGACAUUUCUGGGACAAGAUUGGGCACGCAAAGCCUGUAGGUUUUCGGUUUUAUUCUGCUUUUUAACGAAGUGAGAGCCGAAUUAGUUCGAGAUAUCUCGCGAUCACUUCGAUUUCUUUGAUUUAUUCUUUAAUAUAUUCGAGGAAGAAAGAAUUAUUAUUUUGGCUUUCCGGGGAUUUGAACCGACUCACCUGUGUGACCCGUUAGAUCAGAGGUGACUCUAAGUUGAGGGAUUAGCCGAUUGCGCUACUGCGACCUAAGGUAGUUCAGGGUAUGAAAAAUAGCUAUGAAAUUAUGCACUCUUUUCGCGACAAGAUUGGGCGCGAUAGUUCGUGACUUUUUGGCUUGUUUCGGCUAUUUCACGAAAUGAGACCGGACUACUUCGUGAUAUCUUGAGAUCACUUCGAGUUUAGUCUUUAAUUUACUCGAGGAAUAAAUAGAGGAGAUUACUUGGCCGCGCAGAGACAGGAAAUUUCUCUUCGAGUGUUGAAAAACAUUUCACGAGUGAGCGCUCCUUUCGAACUUUUUUAUGAUGAAUUUAAAGUUUCUAAAAUGCUGCACAAAGGCGUUUUGUCGUUGUAGAGUGUUGCGUCGUAAAAUUGCUUUCAUGCGUUGCUUGACUUUCUCGAUCAAUCUCUACGCUUUUGGAUUAUUCAUGAAUAAUUAAUUAGGACAUGUUUACAUGCAGUUCAGCGUGAAUCAGUAGCUUUGCAUCAGUCACUGAAAUCAUAAAAUAUGUCGAAAAGCUACUAUUAUUCGCCUGUUUAGUAUUUUCUAGAACCUUAUGUCAAGCGAUAUACAAGUUACAAGCGAGUUCUUUUGACGAACUAAGGCUGGUUCAGACGCCAAACUUUUCAUGAGCUAGUACAUUGAACAAGACGCUACGGAGCGUACACUUCGGCGUCGUGGUUUUGGAACUGAUUAAUUGCAAAUGAGGAGGAAUAGGAAGAAAUGAAAUAUGGUAAGAGUAAGGUGCUAAUUUGUGAAAUUAUGGGAUUUUGACCAUCGUUUUCUAGGGUCAAUCAUUUUCAAACCACUUUUUUUUGGUCAUUUGUUGUUGACAAACGUGUGACCUUGUCAACACCUCUCCAUAGAAUUUAAUAUCAAUCGUUCAAUUUUGAACCAGCCCACUUUGGAAAUUGUUAAUAAUGAUGCCACGUAAACAAAUUUUGGAACAAUCAACGAUUUGAUAACAGUAACCUUUCCAUAAAGGAAAAGACCUCGCGCAGACCAUAUGUGUGUACCAAUUUUUUUCACGCUGUUCAGUCUUUCUAUAAAAAAUUUUUCUCGAGUAGUAAUUUUGAUCAUAGGUGUAAUAGACUCCGAGAGCUUUGGGUGGUCUAUUUGCCAUUUAUCACCAAAAAGGUUUGAUUUAUUUUCCUUAAUGAUCCGAUCCACAUUGCUUCAGUUUUUGAGGGAUUAACAACAAACCUGAAAUCCUCUCUUUAAAUCGUCUAACAAACCUGAAAAGGGUUUGGGCUGAGUCGAUGUCUGACAGAACCACAGUUGUGUCAUCUGCGUAUUGAAGCAAUUUUGUUUCCUUCUUGUCAAUAGUAAUACCUUUUAUCAUUAGUUUGUCUUAUUGCGACAGCCAAGGUUUCAACAGCUACUACAAAGAGAUAAGGAGAAAGAGGAUCACCUUGCCCCUCAACUCCUCGUUCGACUGUAAUCAGGAGAUUAUGCCAUUGUUGAUAACACAACUUUGUAUAUUUUGUAAAAAAGAAGCAACCCAUCUAAUAAAGCUCUGGCCAAAAUUAAAGAUUCUAGACAACUUUGUAAAAGCUGCGUUCUAAACUAUCAAAGCCUUCUGAAAAUCGGGAUAAAGAUCAACAAACCAGGAAUGUUUUCUUCAACAGUGAAGUUCAUUAUGUCAAAAAUCGAUCGUACUUUUUUUAUGCCGAUAUAGCGGCUCUUUUAUAAAUCCAGUUUGAUUGUAAUGGAUGAUGAGUAGAACAUUUUGUAUUCUAGCAGCUAUAACUUUAAAUAUAAUUUUCGCAUCCACAUUUACCAAAGAUAUCGGCCUCAGUUUUCCAGAAAGGAUCGAUUUUCCCUUUUCUUUUCGAUGAGCGUAAUUACUUUGCUUUUGAGGCGCGACAUUUCACCUUUUUCUCGGAAGCAUUCGUUAGCAACAGAGAACGAAAGGCUCACAAAGUAAAGGCCAAAAUUUUUAUAGAAUUCGAUAAAUUCCAUCGUUCCCUGGAGUUUUAUUGUUUUGAAACUAUCCAAGAUAAGUGCGCAUUCUUCUGAGUAAUUUCACCACAAGACAUUUUUGUUCUUCACAGUUUAAAGAUGACAAAUCUUUAAAAAGGAUUUAAUUUCGUGCAAAUUUUCAUUAUUCAUGUGUUCUUACUCAGUACAAUUCUUGAUAAAAACGUUGUUGUUCGGACAAGAUCUUUUGACGGAUCCGUGGUAGACGAGCCGUUGAUAUUUAAUUUUCUCCUUAUGUUUUUUGACAUGAUUUCUUUUUCUAGGUUUAAAAGUAUUUGGUGCUUUUCUCGCCAUGCUCGUGCCAGCGGGCUCGCUCGAAUAAUUAUUCGCUAACCUUUUCUUCAUAAAAUAAUUCAGCAUACCUUAGCACAGUUAAAUUUGCAUUCAAAAUACUGGGAUCUGUUUCAAAGCACACUUUGCAUUAGCGAGUUUGUUCUUGGAGUUCCUUUUUCUCUUUUCACUUCUUUCUCGAGCUUUUCUUUUGAAUACUGUAUAGUGUGCGCUCUAUGUUGUAUUUUAACCAGUCCCAAAAUACUUCGGUCCUACGACCUUCAGCUAACCAGAUAGGUAUCCUCCCGUGAUGCCAUUAACGUAGUCUUCAUCAUCUAAAAAGGGAGCAAUUCAUUCCAGAUACCUGGACCUUUGAUGUCAUCAGAUUUGUAUACAAGUUCAAGAGUAAUAGCUGCAUGGUCUGUUCUAAUUGCCGGGAUUAUCUGCUGCUUUAACUAGAUCAUGUAAGAAUUUGAGAUCAGCCAAUGGUCUAAACGACAAAAGAUCGUAGGCAAAUUUUGACCAUGUAAAGCGUCAGGAUAUUCUAAAAAGAGCAACAUCCAAGAGGCCUACUUGCCAAAAACUAGCAUUUCGGGGCAAAUUGUCUCUGAGAUAUUAGCCCAGUUAUGCUCUGAUGACUCCCUACAAAUCCUUCUAAAUUUGACUUGGGAGUAAACGUUUAGACCUAAGUCAAAUACGAGGUUAGUGGUGGUGAUCAACAAGUCUAACAAAACAAACAGUGAAAUGAACUCCAGUAUUUUUUUCGUAGUCAUAUCAGGCUUCAAAAACAGCAUAGUCUCAUGUACUGAUUAAAGAUAUGUAAGGCAUAGGUAAGGAGUCAGUUACGUUGAGCAUUGAAUUAGCUAAAACUUAAUGUUACGAGUUCGAAUGUUUUGAGGAUAAUUAUUCACUGUCUAUCCGCACUCAGGGAUGUCGGAUUUACACAAGGAAGUUCACACUUGACUAAACACAGCUGUCCAGCUCGUGGGAAAAAACUUAGUUCGUCAAAAGAACUCGCUUGGAACUUGUAUACCGUUUCACAUAAGGUUCUAGAAAAUACUAAACAGGCUAAUAGUAGUAGCCUUUCGACAUAUUUUAUGCUUUCAGUAACUGACGAAAAUCUGCUGACUCAUGCUGAAAUGUAAACAUGCCCUAAUAAAUUAUUCACGAAUAAUCCAAAAACGUAGAUAUCGUUCGAGAAAGUCACGCAACGCAUGAAAGCAAUUUUACUACGUAACACUCAAUAACGACAAAAUGUCUUUGUGCAGCAUCUUGUAACUUCAUCAUAAAACAGUUCGAAAGGAGCGCUCACUCGUGAAAUGUUUUUCAACACUCGAAGAGAAAUUUCCUGUCUCUGCGCGGCCAAGUAAUAUCCUCUAUUUAUUCCUCGAGUAAAUUAAAGACUAAACUCGAAGUGAUCUCAAGAUAUCACGAAGUAGUCCGAUCUCAUUUCGUGAAAUAGACGAAACAAGCCGAAAAGUUACGAACUUGCACGCCCAAGCUAGUACCGAAACUAGUGCAUCAUUUCAUAACUAUUUUUCAUAUCCCGAACUACCUUUUGUCGCAGUAGCGGAAUCGGCUAAUCCCUCAACUUAGAGUCUCCUUUGAUCUUGACGGGUCACACAGGUGAGUCGGUUUAAACCCCGGGAAAGCCAAAGCAACAAGACGCUGUGGGAGCGUAUAUUUGGGCGUGGUCGUACUACAGGUACGAUACUUUGAAUAUGCCUUAUUGCAGCUAAACAACUGUCAUCAUAUCCUACCAGAGAAGAUAAAUCCUUUACUCCACUUGUUUGCUGCACCACACAGCUUAUACAGUAUGUCCCAAUCCCCAACAAAAAUUGUGUCAUUUCAUGACAAUGUUUGAAAAUAUGCACAUCUUCAAUGCAGACAUGCUUGGAGCCAAAUUGCAACAUAGGGCAUAAGUAAGGUUUAUCUCAGCUCCACUGAUACUGACACUUUGAGGAAGAUUGACUGACAGAUGUGUUUUCACAACCAUCACAUUGUACAGUGUAUUCCGGUUACUAACAAGAGCAAAUAAAGUUCCUUAAGUCCAGUAUCCUCAGGGAUUAAUAAAAGAGUAACACAUUGCAUAAACUGCUAUAGGGCAGCACUGUUUACAGGAACAUUGGUAACUAUUAACAUUUGAUAUACUACAAUUUUCAAAGUUCAAAGGUGGCAAUAUGUACACCUUUAAGUUCAUAUAUAUCCACAUUCCUAUGUAGAGUCUGAAAAUAUUGUACUAAUUUAUGCAUGGAUGGUGUUUCCAACAAUACACAUACCCCUUCACUAUGACUGUUAUAAUACAUAUCUCUAGCAUGAGAAUCAAAUACAUUAUAUCCCCCAACCUCAAUGUUGUAGAUACCAACACCAAUAACUGCCACCGUUAAAAUGAAUGAGUUGUAGUUCAGUGCCGUGUGUGUUUCAAAUGCUGUACCCUGUGAGUGGAAUUAAACAGUAGUGAUACCCCUCAAUUCUGGGAUCAUCAUGGAUGUUACAAGUAUAACUGUCACUGUAUUCAAGGUGGAAAAACUUCUCAAACACUGUAACCAUUCCUGGCAGUUCUGUUAAGAUUAACAGAGAUUGUCUUGCAAGCAGUGACAGACUAGAUUAUAAUUGAAUACCAACAAUCAUUAUUUGAGUCAUAUCAUCAACUGAAGUAAUAUUUGUUAUCUUACUGUAUAUUAAAGCGCACAGACUCAUUGCGACACACUGUUGUCCAGCAUUUUCCCUAAAUACUGUAACGUUUCCUUGACAGUAUGGAGCAUGAAUUGUUUUUGUAGCAUCUACAUAAACUGAAGGUCUUGGAUUCCUCUCGAUAUAAGUACAAAGCUUAAAUUGGCCAAAAUUAACCCGGUGAUUCAAACUGUUAUAAGCACCAUAAAUUGGAUAAUUGCAUGCAUGUACAGAGGGGCAAAUGGAAUUGGAAUUGGAAUGGAAUUGUAAGUUCUGUUAUAAAUAAAUUUCCCACGACGAGAUCUCAAUUUAACUUCUUUUAUUUCCUCUACAACACAAUUUUCCUUCUGUACAACAAGCUCAUUACCUUCUCUUGACGUCACCUCGUGGCCAUCAAAACACUCUAACAAAACUUGCUGAUAAUGCAAAGUCCAGACGCAAAUGUACGCGAUCAAAAUAUACACAACUACAUGAAAAAACACAACACGCAAUACAAAAACAAGUACAUUAACCGUCACCCUGCUAAACAACAUUGAAAUAAUAAAAAGAAUUGUUGCAGUUAUCACAGUAGUUCCAAAAGAAGGGUCAGUCCCUUUUGGUUUCAAUUGUUGACAAUCGUCUCUCCCUUCAUCGGAACAGAUUUUUAACACAGGCAACUCGUUGUGUUCCGCAAUGCAAAAAUGAAAAUCACUAUUGUCACACUGAUAACCAGCUACACAAAUCUUCCGACUCUCAAACUUGUUAAUCAUUCCUCUGUUCAAACUCUUAUCUAUUUUACACGUACACUCCUGAUAUUCCAAUUUGUCAUUGCGUCUAUGGGGUCCAUUAGUCAUCGAUGUCAUUGAGUGUCUUGAUAAUUUCCUUUGUUUUUCGUUAAGUUCGCGGACCAGCCCAUUCCGAAAACACUCAGUGUUAAUUUCUAGUGGGGGCCUGCCGCGAACAGUGUGUGCAUUUGUAAGUUUAACCCGGGAUAACAUAAUUGAACAAAUAUAUUAACACGUUCCUCGAAACGUCGCGGCCAAAGGUCAAAUGUUCUCCAAACUGCUUCUUACUGCCUGCUGCUUCGAAAAAUUUCGGAUCAAACGAUAUCCAAAUCGUCCGUCAUUGGAUUAUCCACUCGACCUAACAAAAUCGACCAAUCACAAGAUAAGGAACAGAAAAUGGAUAUAAAAUAAAGAAAGCAGGAAAAUCAGAUGACCUCUUAGGAAACAUACAAUUAAAACUGUCUUUCUAUGAUAGGUGCAUUUCGAUCCUCUCGUCAAAAAAAUGCCAGACGCCAAUCAUCUUAGCGGACCUCUUAGAAAACGAAAGUUUACUUCAACGGGCUCAAAGGGUCAUUGUUUGUGUUUUGUGAUUGGUGGAUUUCGAUCCGUUUUGUGAGUUUCUGUGUUUCAAGGUUCGUUGCUUGUGAUCUUAUUGUGACUAAAACCCGACGUUGAUAUUCCAAAUAUUUUUGAUAGAUUUCAUCCCUGGACUUCAGACAUCCAAAUUUCGAUGAGGCAAAAAUACUGAAGAUUCAGAUUAACUUUUGAGAUCGUAAAAGUGCGAUAAAGUGCCGUGCUACAGGAUUCGAAUUAGGUUGGGUUCAUGAAAAGAUCGACGUCUGAACCGGGCCUAAGUUUUUCCCACGAGCUGGAGUGCUGUGUUUAGUCAAGUGUGACGAAGGUCGAUGUUCAAGUUCUAUGUUUACACGUUGGCGGAAGCCAUAAGUUAUUCUAGUUAAGAUAUUCGAGUUAAGUUCAACUGAGAGUUUGUUAUUAUUCGCAGAGGCUGUUAGUUUUACUUAAGUUCAAGUUAAGUUUGUGUUGGCGGAUGCUGUGUAAAGACUAUGUUCCUUCGGUAUUAAACUUGCUUGUUUUUAACCCAACAUCCCUUCGUGCUGAUAGUCAGUGAAUAAUUAUCCUCAAAACAUUCGAACACGUAACAUUGAGUUUUAGCCAAUUCCAUUUCAGCGUAAUUGACUCAAUACGUGAGAUUGCUAUGCUGUUUUUGAAGCCUGAUUUAAGAAAAAUAGAGAAUUCUUCAUUUCACUGUUUGUUUUGUUAGACUUGUUAUUCACCGCCAGUAACUUCAUAUUUGACUUAGGUCUAAACGUUUAGUCAAAUUUAGAAGGAUUUGUAUGGAAUCAUCACAGCAUAACUGAGCUAAUAUCUCAGAGACAAUUUGCCCCGAAAUGUUAGUUUUUGGCAAGUAGGGCUCUUGGAUGUUGCUCUUUUCAGAAUAUUCUGACAAAUCUUAUAAUUUUACAAAUUAACACCUUACUCUUACCAUAUUUCAUUUCUUACUAUUCCUCGGCGGUUACAAUUAAUCAAAUUCACAACCGCGACGCCGAGGUGUACGUUCCGUAGCAUCUUGUGUUCGUUGUGUUUUCUUUUGUUUUCGAAUAAUUAUUUUGAUUUUACCGUGCUUUGUUGGAAUGCAUGCUUAGUAAAUGUGGCCACAGAGACCUUCGAGCCUUGUAGCCUAGUAGGGAUGAGCUUUUCAGAGCAUGAGCAAUGGAUCCUACCCAGAUUUCCUGCCGAGUUUUUUCCCUAUUUUUUUUUUUUUCGGCAAGUUUUUUCUGGCCUCCGUUCUGACAGUAGUUUUUGUAAACUGUCGCUCAGCUCUGCUCUAGGUUAUCUACCACAUGUUUGAAUGAAAUAAAAGUUGUAAAAUAUAGAUUUAGCCACAGCUAAAAGCGAAGCUCCCACUGAUAAAUUUAUAACUUAAAUCAAACAAUAAUUUUGUAUUCCACAAAUCAGUUAACUUAAGGGCACAUUCAUGUGACUUCUGAGGGAAAAGCUAAGUGAUUUUGGAGUGAAACAAACCUUGUAUCGAGUUGACAUAGCCUUAUAUGUACAGACAAAAAAUAGUCCGGUCACAUUUAUGAGCAAUAAUGGCUCUUGAUCACAGUAGAUAAGGCGUGGAAAACAAGUUCUUGGAAAACACAUCAGGCCGAAUUUUUUGCGUUCGACAAGUUUACAAAUUCUUGCCAAUAAAUCUGGGUGCUUGCAAACCAUUCUUUUAUUUAUUUAUUUAUUUUUUUUAUACACCACAUCUGAGGAGAAAGAGUGCUAUGAGGCGCUUUUUCUAUCCUACAGACCCGGUACAAAAUGCAGUAUUACACAAUUUUUCAAGACAAAUUGCAUUCAUUCAAUACUCAGGAUUAUCGAAGCACGCGUGGACUUUUAAUCAGCGAAACCGUUCAAAAAAUUUCCAAAAUCACCUAUACGGCCAGCCGGUUCUAACUUUUGACAAGCGCCAAAUUUGCGAAGAAAUUUUAAAAGAGUUACGCUUCAACGUGAUAAAGAAUUCAUUGAGUCUAUUGUUUCUUAAUGGUUUUAUAACGAUGUGUAAUCUUAAAAAGCGUUUGAUACGCUCGGCAUUUUGAUUACUCCUGCAAGCGAUGUUUAUGACCGCCUGAAAACAAACGGCAAAGCGAUGAAAAUUACACUUUUGAGAUUACUAACAAUCAAUAAAGAAAAUUUACACUUUUGAGAUUACUAACAAUCAAUAAAGAAAUAUAAUUCGGUAGAACAUUUACAGAGACAACAAUUUUCAUUCACGAAAACAAAUGAGUAUUUAAGUGUCUCUAAAAAUCCUCAAGUCUUUACUAGUAAGCUUGAAGAUUAAGUUUAUGUUUUAAGCCGCCGGUUUCCCGGUGUUUGCUUUUUUAAAGAUGAACUCAUGAACUCAAGAAAAUCGCUCAAAGCUUUCUUUCUAAAGCCAAAAUUAUAACUAAAUAUUCUUCGGAAAGUUUUUUCUUUAUUUACGGUGAAUAAAUAUCGGCUAAAGGCUUUUUAAAGUUUUGUAAGCUUAAGCUUAUAUCAAACCUCAUACUAGGUCAGAUCAGUGUCUCAGUCAAAUCUUAUACAAACGUGCAUAAACUAGCUUCAUAAACUGCGCCGCUGGACUUCAUGAAAUUAGAUAUAAAUACAAUAAUUACUCAGGCUUACCAUAUUUCGAGAUGCAGCUCCUGAAAGCUAUCAAGUAAGGCAAGGAUCGCUUGAACCUUUAUAAUUCUCGUACGCAUCCAGCAAGGUGAAAAACAAAAACGAUGCCAUCCGAAAUCGGAUUAUCGGCUUUGACAAGCGACGCAUUUCUCAACCAAAAACCCAAUAAACAAACCAGCCAUGAAUAAGAGAACACUCUUGACAGCAGCUGUAUUUCAUUUUUUACAUCCAGUGGAAAAAGACAGUUAAAAACAUCACAAGUUGACUCAAAACUCUGUUAGCUUCAGCUGUCAAAGUAAACAACUUUCGAGAUGCUGUAUAAAUUUUACGCAUGAACUCACCUGUCAAAUUUUAACCAAUCAGAGCAUAAAAAUUGAACGUGGAGCGUGACCAACACGUGACCAUGGUUAGAAAAGGUCUUACCCGCCUGUAUUUUAAAAAAACUGGCUGAAUUUUUGCGUCUGAGGUCAGUUUGAAAUCAAAAUCGUAAUAGUGCGGGGCGAUACUGACAUAAACAGAACAUAUUUGAUAUGAAUUUAAAAAAUAAGUAAACGUGAGCCUGCGAUCAUUUAAAAACGAGUAAAUUGUCAGCGCAUAACUUCAAAAAUACUCGACCUUAAUGGGUCGACACCUGAGCCCGCGAUACGAUCAGGUGAUACUGGUCAGCGGAUACCCUGUUUUGACAGCUGUCAAUUAAUGACGACAUUGAUGUACAAUCAGCUUUCUCCUGGGCUUCCAAAGUAGCUAGAACAGGGGGGGCUGGCAACGGCCUUUGAUCUUGCCGCUUUUUGGCUUUCCAUGAUCGCCCCAGUUAAGAAAUCUGUCAAUCAUUCGAGAAUAGUAGCGAGCAUGCGCAGAACGGACUAGGAACAACAACAAGAAGAAGUUCGUUUUUCGCAGCGAUUCGACAAUGUGAAGUGAAUUCGCUUUUGGUCCCGUUGGUCUUUGCUUUCUUUGCUGUAACCAAUUCUUGUCCUCGGUAAUGUGGAGCUUACGUUUUCCUUUCUUCUGGUCUUGGAUUUGUCAUUACAUGCGGUUUACUACACUAAGACCAGUGGACAUUGAUCGUAAACAGAUUGUUCCUCGAUGCCCGACCUUUUCACUCAGUUCACCUCUCUAGAUGCAGGCUUUCAAGAUGUGUUUCUGUUUAGAAAACCCACCAGACUAGAGAAGGGCCAACCCUCAAAUACGGAUGUAGAAGAGUUUAUAUUUUCAAGUGAAAGGCCCAAAAUUAAUUCUUCGUGAUAUGAACAAAAGUGCUGUGGCUGUGGUCGAGUAGAAGAAUUGUCAGAGUUGUUUACGGUUUUACUACACCUUUAAGACGACAAGAAAUGAUGAUUGAGAGUCUUAAUUCUUCAUACUUGAUUGUGAACUUAUCCUGGAAGAGUUGCGUUGGAUGAUUGAGUGGCAUGGUCAAAUCUCGUAUUUCAUGUAUUUCUUUAUGUACUAGAAGCUAAAUAAAAUUUUGCCAAGAGAUCAUUCUCUCUUUAUUUUGCACAUGUUGAUAUGCUUAAGUUCUUAUUUUCCUGUGAUUUAAUUUAAACUUUACCGUAGUUUCCAAUAAAUGACGCUUAGGUAAAUGAAAGGGUAACUAUUUUGUGCGUUUGGAAUUCUCUUUUCAUGACAGUAGUUAUUACACUACCUUUAGUUUGAGUCUUCAUUCAAGUGUGUUUUGUUGCUGGCCAACAGAGAGAAAAAUUAUAAAUUCCAAAAACUACACUACCCCUUGGAACAAGAUUAUGGUUUAAAAAGUAUUAGCUAAGUUCAGGAAAUAAAUGUUCAAGUUUGCAUGUUUUGACAAGGACCACAUCUGGUUAAAUAUGCUUCAAAUCAGGAAAAUGGUUACAUUUCUAUUUUUGCCUUCCCUCUGGCCACUGUGAUCAGUUUUUGCCAUACAGUUGCAUGUAAUUUUUUACAUCUUUGGGCACUAACGUGCCAGGUUAGUUUGUGUCUGUAUAAAAAUGCAGUUAAUGAAAUCAAACCCUCCUCAACUUAAAAAUUCCCUUGUACUAGUGGAUGUGAAAAACACCAUAGGAUGCCUUGGAAAAAAAAUUUAAAAUGAUUAUUAAGAUAGUAUUAUUUUUAGUCAGCAAUAACAGUUGGAAGCUUGUGUUGAGGCGGGCAAAAACAUUUCUUUGGACCAUAAACCUUCACUGACUUUGCUCUUACAACAAGUGGUAAAAGAGUAUUAAAAUGUGAGAUCACCUCCGUGGGUUUGCACUGAAAGUGGGUAGUAUGACACAUUGUUCAUUUUCCUACCCUUUUUAAGCCAAGAGACCUUAUUUUAUAAUCUGAUUCAUUUCAUUUUAGCAUACAUAUUUCAGUUAGCUUUUAAACUUAGAAACAUGGAAAAAACUUGGGGAAAAAAUGGUGGUACAAAACAUGUAACUAUGGACUGCUCUUCAUCAACCUUUACAGCCCAGGCACCCUGUUCAAAACUCUAAAAGGUGAAAUGGUAACCACCCUCAAUCAGCAGCACAUACCCAUCUAGGCCAAAUAAGUCAUGGGUAGUAUGGACGGACGGGCAGCGGGCGGGCGGGCGGGCGAUGUACGGUCACGUGAUUACCAAAUUUUCUGGGAUGGGUAGUUUUCUUUACCCAUGGUGCUCCGCAGGCGCGCGAGCGCGCCAGAGCUCCGCUAUUAUAACGUAUUGUUAUACCUCUCGGUACCCGCCCGGAACAGCCAAAAUAAACCUAAUGGUUCUCCAUUCAUGUUGUACAACGCAGUGGAGCCAAAAUGUUUUCUUUUUCGUGUCCUUAAUUACCUAAGCCCCUCAAAGUGCCAUGUGAAGAGAGUGAAAGAUAUUGUUCUUUCACUUCACCGUCAUAAACUACAUGCAUUCUAUUUACAAUUUUCUUGAUUUUUAAAAAUACUUGACCACUCGUAUUGAGUUUAUGAAGUUUCCCUCUGUAGUUAUUUUACGUCAGACAUUACCUUUACUAAUAAAUACAUAAGUGUGUUUGCCUUUAAUCAAAUGGUAGAGAUGUAAGGUUGUUUUUGUUGUUGAUGUGAUUUGACGUUUUAAAAGCCAUCAAUGAAUCUCUUGGUUGCUCUUUUCGUCAUAUUUGUUAUCAACUGUUUGUGUGUUUGUGUACAGGAAAGCUUGUUUAUCAGCACAUAAAACCGCAAAGAAAGUAAACGGGUGGUACACAGCUAUUAUUAUAGCUUUUAGCUUACCUUUGUCGAACACGUUUUGCUGCAUUAUUAGAACUUGAGCAUUAAUAAGUCCUGUUUCACGUUCACUGUUUUGUACAAUUGCCAGAAAGUACGCACGCAUGUCCUUGUUUAAGAUUCACCGAUUUGGCUACACGACAUUUUUCUCAGUAUUUUCAAAACUGCCGUCCGUAGCUCCCUAAGACGCCAACAGUACAAGACUGGAUUUAUAGACGAGUUCAUAAAAGAAAUCGUAUCUGCAAAAUUCCAUGCCUCUGUUUCGUGUUUUUGAUUAACAGCUAAAAUCAACAUGGAAGCGAAUAGUGGAGAAUAACACAGAAUCAUAAACAUGAAGUAUAUAAAAGUGUUUAUGGCACUUUUGUUGAGAUGCAGAGUACGAUUUGCAGUACUUAGGUUCUGUACAGCCUGAUGUUGGACUUGAAUUUGUAGUUGAUGCUGACGAACGAUAAGAAAAAUUUUAACAUACGAAAUCGUGGAAAUUGUGAUGCAAACACCUAUGCCAACAGCCGUGACAUAGAAAAAUAGACUUUUAUUCCAAAGAUUUAUGCACGAAACAAGAGCACCAGUGAGCCAAACAGUUAGUGUAAUAUAUAGAGCUCUUUUUUCAGUCAUUAUAUGUGGAUAGGUCAUGUGAUAAUGAAGAGCCAAGUACCUGUCUACGCUUAUGACCGCCAUUGUACAGACUGAAACACCACAAGCUAACGAAGUCAACGCAAACAUUGGGCCGUAUAAAAGUGGAGCACGUUCAAGUUCCGUUGCAAUGUAGACAGGCUGAGCAAUGAAUCCAACAAGAAUGUCUGAGAUGGUAAGGCAACACAAGAAAACGGUAGAGGGCGAACGAAGAGAUGGUGUCGUCAACAUGGCCGCCAAAACCAACGAGUUUGCAGAGAUAGAUAUAAUCAUCAGUGGCACAUUUAGCGCACAAUUAAUGAUGGUGAUAUCUGUAAAGGACUGUUGUCCCAUUUCGUCAACAGGAUAUGUUUUCUCUUUGUAUGUGCAAGUUGUUGUUUUCCACGUUUCUUUUCCUAUACAAAAAAGAGCUCUAGUAAAAUUAAGAAAAUGCAUAAUGAAGAGGAUUUUCACUCAUUUCCUGCUGAUAACGCAGCAAAUCAAUUUUCGCUUUUGGCAUUUUAACAAUUGCUUUCGAAAAUAUACAUAUUAGCUUUUUAAUAGUAAUAAGGGCAUGUCCAACGUAAACAGUUAGUCUUCUAUAUACUAAUCGAAACUUUGCUUCAUUUUUAUUAACGAUAAUGGUCGCUGUGACUUGGAGAUUCUCAUGCGUCAAACAAAAUAUUACCUUUUUUAAUUUCCUUGUCAUCUGACCUGCAGAAUUGAAUUUUAAUUAAAACAGGCUUCGAAAAGAAAAAUAAAACAUCAAAAAAGGCAAAACUGUAGAUGCUUUUGGUGGAAAGACUAACGUGAAUUUCAAAAGAAAUCUUUUAGAAUACCUGUUAAGGAAAAUUUAUAACUCUUUGUCGAAUGUUGCUCGUAAACUGAAAUUUCCAGACUAAUUAAUUUCUUUUUAUAUGGAAAUAGAACACGGAAUUAUCCCAGCGUAUUGCACGAAUUAUUGUCGAUUACACACGUUAGUAUUCAAAUUUAUAAGUUUAAUGAAAGGAAUAACAGCAAUGUUAAAAUGUUUUAUAUCCGUCAUUUUAUGAUUUAAUGGAUUACCCGUGCAGAUACUAAAAUAUUUUCAUUCACCACUUGUUUCUGUUCUAAAGGUUUAAUAGAAAAAAAUAUGCAAUUCCAGUCGAGCGUUAUAUAUUAUCAUGAUUGCACUUUCCACUUAAUAAGCAUACAGAUCGAAGGACGACAACCUGCUGUGUUAUCUGUAAUAAUUUGCGGUAAAAACAAGGGCUGAAAAGUGAAUAAAUCAGCUGUGUAGGUACUGCUUAUAAGGUCUCUCUUCAUUGGUCGCAGAAAACAAUGACAUGUUAUUCAUUCAAUUGUUUCAGUGUUGUUGGGGGUCAGGGGUUAGGCACCAUUGGUGAUUUCUCUUUCGAGCAGCUGCUACAUGAACCGAAUGAAUUAAAGACUAGAUAAGAAAGAUCCAUACAGGUAAAACUCUUUAGCUUGCCUAAGUUACCUCAUUUGCCAUGCAUUUUACCCUUAUUAUUACUGUCGGUCGUGAAGGUUCUUUCAACAAUACAAGACCAUACUUCUAGGAGAACUUUCUUCUUGACGCGUCCUUAUGGCUAAAAAAGGUGCCACACCCAACUUUCCCCCGCUGUGUAGCAUAGAACAGAAUGACAGUCUUACUCUUUUAGGUGUCACAUUACAAAAGACUGUAAGUUUUCAUCUCAUGUUAAGAGAAAAAAACUUCGUGAAGCCACAGGGAGCCCACACAAUCUGCCGUGUAAACGAUUGUUAUUUCAUAGUAAAUGUACUAGAUAUACUGUUUGCUUGACUUAUAGCGAUAUAUUGCUAAGUAUGUUUAUAAAUCAAUGUUAAAUAAACGUUGAAUUACCUUUCCUGUGGUAUGUUGUCGUCCUUUUGUCUCAAAAGCGGUUUUUUGAGCAAUUUUAAAGGUUUUUGAGUUCGCCGUUUGCCGUUCCUAAUAAUAGAAGGAACAGCUAUACUUCUGAGUUUAUUAAUAUAUUAAUAUCUAUGACCUUUUAGGAAAGUGUGACCACAGGUUGUUCAUCAAAAUUGAGAACAAUGUUAACAAUCCAUUACAUGCCUUUUUGCCGAAAGUCAAAUGCUCAUCCAAGAGGUUAAGAUCACAAGCAAGUCAAUUACCACGGGGUUAAUGCAGAACGUUUUAAGAAUUGUUGCUUUAAUAGAUUAAGGUUUAAAUACAACUUAGCAAUUAACAAAUAUAGAUAUCAGGUUUUAUAUGAUAAUUGUAAAUAAUCUAUGAGAUUUUCAUGACUUGUAUACUUCACUCACUGUAAUGGGCGAGUAUGGUGUGUAGCGAUGUCGAGAUCGAACCAGUACUUCAAGACAUCUCCGGCGAACAUUUAAACAGAGGAUCUAACAAAGCUCAGGAUGCGAGGUUAGAUAUCCACGCGCGUGGUUUCUGGGAGCGACAUCGUUCAGCAUUCUUCGAUGUGAGGGUCUGUCACCCUAAUGCUGUAUCGUAUAGGGACCUAGAGCCACAACAAAUCUAUCGUAUCAAUGGAACGAGAAAAAGCGUCUCUACUCAGAGAGAGUCCUGGACAUCGAGCAUGGAACAUUUACACCCUUGGUCUUCACCACAACUGGCGGAAUGGGAAAGGAGUGCUUGAAGUAUCAUAGCCGUUUAGCACAGCUGAUUGCCAUCAAAAAAGGGGAGCAGUAUGCCAAAACCAUCUCAUGGAUCAGAACCAGAACCUCAUUCGCGCUAUUGAGAUCUGCGUUGGUUUGUCUUCGAGGCUCUAGGACCAGAAGAGUGCCAUGUGACAUUAAGAAUGUUGAUAUCGACGUCGAAGUUGCUGAAGGAGCCAUUAAAUCGGACUAUUGAUGUGUUUCCUUACUUCAUAUAUAUCUUUUUAUUUCAUUAUUAUUAUUACUAUUUUUUUUUUUUGUUUUUUUUAGCAGUUGAAAGAAACUUUUGAAUCUUAGAGGUUGACAGUUUUCUUUUUAUUGAAAUGAAAUGUUUUUUAAUUCGAAAAAAAUUUUUCUUAGUUUUAAUUAACUUUUUUUUAAAGCUAAAUUAAGUGCUUUUUAAAUCGACAGAAAUUGUAAAUAGUGUUUUUGAAUGAAUAGUUUUUUCUUUUUUUUAAGCGAAUUAAUUGUAAAUAGGAUUUUAAUAGUUUUUUUAAUAAAAUUGUCUAUUAUUUUCUGUAAUGGGCGAAAUAAAGACAUUAUUUAAACUAUUAUUAUUAUUAUUAUUGUUGUUGUUGUUAUUAUUAUUAUUAUUAUUGUUGUUGUUAUUAUUAUUAUUAUUAUCAUUAUCACAUCAAAUUAUCAAAGUAUCAGAAAAAUAAGUAAUAAUUACAAUUUUAAACUAUAUCUUAUUGUUUACAAAUUAAAAACUAAAUUUUAUGUCCACGAUAGAAAAGCUAUUUACAAUUGUGAAUAAUUUAAAAGUGGGAAAAGGAAAAUUAAGCAUUACUAAGAAAAAAAACUGUCAAAAAACUAGGCCUAAAAUUAUGAGCGCAGAUGUAGACCAGCUACAGCGAAAGUGAAGUCUUCUGCGAUUUCACGUGAUUUGAAUGGAUAUCUAUGGAUAUCUUCAUUUAGGUAAAGGGUUCUUAUGGCGCUAGUCGUUAAAUGAUAACAGAAGCUAUCAUCGCGAUGGUAAUGGGAAACUGGCUUAAUUAUGUUUUCUUUUUUCUCUAUCUUACAGUGUACAUACGACCUCUUCAGGUUUUAGCGUACAACACGAGUUCCACGUCUCUGGCCUUAGAGUGGAAUGAACCUGGAGAAUUACUUCAUGGGAUAUUUUGCGGAGUUGAGAUCUCCUAUCGUGUAAAUGGUUCAUCGCAGACGGAAAGAGUCAUGGUCGCAUCUGGAAUACCAAAUUACGAGUUGACAAACCUGGAAUCGUACACAUGGUAUGUCGUAAGUGUCACGCCUCACACGCUGGAAGGUGAAGGAAAGAAAAGUGACGAGGUUGUGGCAAGGACAGGAGAGGAUGGUUAGUAAAACCGCUAGAAUACAGAAUUGAAAAUAGAGUGUUUUCACUGUCACGCAAUGAAAAAAUAACUUUGAAACUAUUGAACGAAAGAAGCCAAGAAAAUUAAAUUUUACAGAAUACUCAUAUAUACACAACAUAUCCAAGUCUCAAAUCUGUACGGCGCACCGUUUUUUAGUUGUUUACCGAAACGUUUCGCGCAGGUUUAUGGAACUUUGUAUGGGACGCCAUACUGGUGUGCCCAGAUGGGGCACCAAUAUGGCGACCAGAAAUCAACAAAGACAUCAGGUCAUCAUCAUCAUCUUCUUUUUGCUUGUAAGCAGAUUAGCAUUCGCAUUAACACGUUUUUUACCGCGUAAAAUGUAUUAACUGCUGAAAAUCGUAAGGAGAUAGCUUUCCUUUAACAAGACAUCUCUGCCAAGGCUAUAACUGUGGUGUCACGCACAGUGAAAAUUCCGAAAUUCAAAAUGCUGUAUUUUCCAAACUGAAAGACGCUACGGGGCUUAAAACCCCAACAAAGAUUUAUUUUUUCGGUCUCCUUCACCCUGGGUACAUACGAAUUCAGAGAGCCUCGCUAUUUUUAUUUUAGAAUUUGAUGACGUCAUGGUGAAAACACUCUCUAGGGCUGAUUAACCAUUACGAUUCCACUUUAACAAAAAAUCCGAGAACUUUUAAAUUCGUAAAAUUUCAUAAAUGAGUGCAAUUCAUGUGUUUUUUUCCUUUUUGCACUCUUCAUGAAAACCCACUCUCCCCUCUCCUUCAAAAAGGCCUUGAAAAACUUCCCCGGAGGAGCUUAACAAAGAGAUUAGUCAAAUAAUCACCAACAUGAAAGAAAUAUUUCGCUUCUCCACCUAACCUAUGACGCCGUGCGUGUUGAUUGACAGUUAAUCUUUAAUUUCUCAAAUCCUCAAGUUCAGAUCAUAGUUAGGAGACUGGUUAUGAAAGACAAUAAACAUCAAAUAUAAAAAAAACGGUGCUGUUGUUUAUGUUGAAAGCUCCCCGAAGGUGCACAAACCUGUUUUCUGUUGGGAAAACUGUGACGGAAUAAAUUAAUGAAACGUUUUUAUUGGUCAAUAACAUGAAAAUGAUAGGAAUGCUUUUGAAUUUUGUGCACCUUCAGGUCCACAAAAACAUAUAACAAAGGAGUCGAACGGGUUUCAUGACCAUUCCAAUCUAUUACCUAUGUUCAGAUGUUAGGGUUUUUUACUAGAAAUCUUAUAAUCCCAGUGUUAUCAUUGCCUCCAGACACGUUUGGCAUGGAUGAGGAUAUAUUCGAAGUUGGCAUGAAAAGGUUUCUCCACUUGUGUCCAAUUGUUAUUACGAAUCGGACCCUUUUAAAGAUUAUUUCCAGUAAUUACGCUUGUGUCUUCAACAGAACUUUGAUAAAAAAUUCCCCGUUGUGGGUACUCGCGACCUGAAAAACGCCCGGAAAAUGCCCUGAGGGGGAGGGGGUGAGCAUGCGUGACAUUUAGUGAGCUAACAGGGGCAUUUAUUUUCAUAAGGUUUGUGCAUGACUUAUUGUUUGUCACCUUUCCAUUGUUUUAAACAAGUUAUUAUUCUCAAUAAAUGGGAGAACAGGUCACUGAGGUGGAACAGGAAGUCAUUGUUAUGGAUAAUAGCCCACUGUUCCACUUUAGCGGUCACAAUAAUGAUCUGCCGGUUUUAAAACAAUGGAAAGGUGUAUUAAAUCACCCUUCUUAAAAUAGAAAACCUUGAGCUACGCGCUCGGUAAUUAUUUUAAAAUACCUCGCCCGUUAGGCAUUGUCCUAUGUAUGUAUGUAUGUAUGUAUGUUAACCAAUUAAUACGCCGUUGUUCAUUACUUGAUCUUGCCUUGUUUGUUUACACAGCUCCCACGUCGGCGCCAUUAAAUGUCAUUGCGUUCCUUAAUAACUCUGGAAGUAUCAUUGUUACGUGGGAACCAGUUCCCGUGGAGCAUCGUUUGGGUGCCAUUCAGGGUUACAAAGUCAUAUACACUGCACAGAGUACUGGCCAACAAAAGGUCCUCACCGUCAACAGGCACGUCUUAUCAACGGAACUACCCAACUUACUUAUAUACACGCUGUAUAACAUACAGGUUUUGGCUUUUAACAGCGCAGGCGAAAGUCCUACUAGUCUGACAUUAACAGUUCGAUCUGCGGAGGACGGUAAGAAAAUAGAAAAUCUCCUAGUCUAUUAAUCUCGACAGUUACAAAGCAUUCGCUUGAUUAUAUAUUAUAUUGAAUUGUACCCUAUUAAGUCCUAUUACUGGAGUGAUUUUACUUAAUCCGUGAAAUAGUUAGUACAAUACUACGCACUACAAUGUAUAAUAAUUUCUGAAAUUUUUCUUUCCGCGUGCUUACAUCCCGCGACUACCCACUCAUCGCGUUAUUAUUUCCUUCAGUCCCUAGUGCUCCGCCACCCGUCGUGGUAGCUCAUGCCACCAGCUAUACCAGUGUGAUGAUGUCAUGGAAAGCCAUUCCAACAGAACAUGAAAAUGGUCUUCUGAGGGGCUACAUGGUACAAUUGGGUGGAAUGGACGAUGACUUGAUAUAUGGAUGUGCUUUGAACAUGAACAUUAUGCAACUGGAGAAAUCCAAGGUCUACAAAUUACGAGUGGCUGGCUUCACUUCUAAAGGGCGAGGAAACUUCAGUGAUUUUGUCAUAGUAAACACAAAUAUUAACGGUAUGGAGCUUUUGCAUCUGGAUUAAGGGCAACCCCUUUUUCCCAUGCAGAACACUUAGGAGAAAAAAUAGCCAAGCUUGCAUCGGAAGUUGCAAGAUGGGUGGAAGGGCAUACCUUCACAGUCCCUGUUUUUGGUGUGGUUUUAGAGCUCAAUUACUCAUUUCCAAUAUUGCCAGUCCGCUAAUGUUGAACAAAGAAUCAGACAGUUCGCAGUCUAUUUUGUAUGAUGUGAACGUAGUACUUGUGUUAGAUGCUAUUUUACUACUUUUGAGAAAUGUUAAAUUAACGAGGACAAACAAUCAAAACAAAUGAUAUGAAAGAAUUGUGGUAACAAGAUUGAAAAAAAUGUUAUCCUUAUUUAGCUCCAUUUGAAUACUUUCACUUGCGAGGAUCUGCCUUCCAUUUUGAAAGGGGAUACUUUUUUCACAUUUUCACAAGCUCUACAUUGGGACAACAGGACAUUCAGAGUAAUAAGGGCUAUUCGUAAUUUCAACCGCAGAUUGUCGUGCUCUAGGCAUGGAAGACCGUAACAUUUCCGAUUUGCAGAUCACUGCCUCCAGUGAGUUGAUUAACACACACUCUGCCAGAAACGCUCGACUGUAUUAUAAGGGAGUACCGGGUGCGUGGACUAAAGCGUACAGUGACACGAAACCUUGGCUUCAAGUUGACUUCCAAGGAAAGGUUACUCUUCUAAAAGUGGCGACUCAAGGACGAUUUGAUCAAGACCAAUGGGUUAAAAGUUAUUCUUUAAGCUCCGCUUACAAUAGUGUACAUUUUGAGCUGUAUAAACAAUUCGGUGAAAUUAAGGUGAGGUGCUUUUGUAUAACGCUUGUUAGUAAGCGCGCAUACGUUAUUUAGCUGCUAGAGAGGGAGAUACUUUACGUGGGGUGUGAUGUAUGCCAUUUGAUUUUGUAACAUAACGAGGAACGUGGAGAACAUAGCAUUUUAAACCAGGUUACUGGUACUACGAUGGUAUGCAGUUAAUUAUAAACAGCUUUUCCUAUAAAAUUAUGGACUUGUUUUCUUGACAUUUUGGGAAAACAUUCUGGUGGAAGAAGUUCAUUUUCAUAUUUUGUUUUGUUUGUAGAUUUUUCAAGCUAACUGGGACAGAAACACUGUCGUUCACAAUGCCCUGACUCCAGCUAUCACUGCGUGCUUUAUAAGGGUUUUACCCGAGACUUGGUUUAGCUACCCAUCUUUAAGGACGGAGUUCUACUCCUGCGAAUAUGGUAAUUAUUAUAAAAUACUAUGUACAUUGUGCAAAUAUGGAAAUUGGUAUCAAAUACUGCGUACAUUGUGCAAAUAUGGUAAUGACUAUCAAAUACUAUGUGCAUUGUGGGAAUAUGAAAAUUAUUAUUAAAUACUAUGUACAUCGUGCGAAUAUGGUAGUUAUUAUCAAAUACUACGUACGUUAAAUUUCUUCUCGGUUUCUGAGCUUUGCGAUUGGCAAAAACUUAACGACACUUUCUAGUCCAGUGAAGUGCCAACUCUGCAGUGCCUUCAAGGUAGUUUUUCGUGAACACCAGCUAAUGUUGUGUAGUUGCCUGUAGUAUUAAGUGUUGUCAUUUACACCACAAGUGGGACCCUUAUUAUUUUCCUCAGGUAUUGCCUGGUGAACAAAAUACGCUUUCCUCCGCAUGUCAUCUUUUUUCCUGUAUAUUUAUUUACUAUUAAUGAUUACCUGUUCCAUUUGUGCUCUCAAGGAUCAACAUUUACUACCAGCUUUUAAAUAAUCAAUAGCAAACACGCCUAGGGAGAAAGAACUGGACUUUCAUGAUUAAUUGCAGGGCCUGAAAUCGAGCUACAAUCAUGGACAAAACUCCUUGGGACAGUCAGAACAUAACUUCAAUUCUAUGCGUUUCACAAGAAAUGUCGUAAAAAGCAGUGCUGUCAUUUUACAAAUCCAUGUCCCCUCCCCCUUCCGCACCCGAUACAGUGUUAAAAGAUCAAAGGAAUUGUGCCUUGACGGUUUCAACACUGUCCGUGGGGUGGGGGGAGGGGGUAGGAGGUGCAGUGUUAGUAGUACGCGGAUACUGUCCUAACACUUUUGUCCAUGAUUGUAGUAGUAACGAGUAACUCUCAGUGAAAUGUUUAGGUUGAUUUGAAUCCUUAAAAGCUCCGUCUUCUUUUUGAGAGGGUCGGUGUCCCAUACUCUUCUUCGGCUUACAGCGGUGGGGAAUUAAUGUCACUGUGAAAUCAUCCAGCACAAGAAUACAACUGGACUUUAUAGAAUCGUUUACGACCUAUCAAAUUAAUUCAAAGUAUACGGUUCAAUGAAUUUCUGGGAGGGAAUAUCACUGAAAUAUCUCAGUGAAAUUUUAAGGUUGGUUUGAAUCCUUAAAAGUUAGCUCCUUUUUCCUUUUGAGAGGGUCAGUGUCCCGUACCCUUCUUCGUUCUACAGCAGUGAAUUUCUUUAAUUCUGUCUUUUUCUAGAAGUGAAGAUUGAUCCAGUAAACAUCACAGGUGAUUUCCGGAACUCGACAAGCAUAGGUCUGAGCUGGGUAGCGCCAGACUCGUUCAAAUUAGGUGAAGUUGUCUCUGAAUAUCGAGUCGAAAUUGUCGAUCUACUCAGAGGCGAGAGAAUCAAUGUCACUGUCAAUCCAUCAAGCACAAGCAUACAACUGGACUUUUUAAAACCGUUUACGAGCUACGAAUUCAAAGUAUACGGGUCAACGAGUUCCUGGGAGGGAAAUAUCACUGACACAAUCACUUUAAAAACAGAGGAAGACGGUAGGCUGAUAUUUGUAACUAAUUCAAAGGCUUCUUAAAUGGUUUCAAUAGUAGGCAAGAUCUUUCAAUACAGUAAAAACCAGCGGGUGCGAACCUGGUUUUUAAGAACCUGUUGGGCUGAUAGCUUUUGCCAGUUAAGCCUCGUCUGUACAAGAACCUGUUUAGUCUAAAAUUUGAAACAGUUUCCUAUUUUCUAAAAUCUAUAAAAACAUGUUGCUCAAGAAAACGUUGAGGCCACGUUUCAGACUAUCACGAGUCUAAGAGUCGUGUUGGGCAUGUCAACCCUUUAUUUCAAAUCAGAAUACCACGCAAUGUUCUUAGCUACAAUGUAUUUUAUGUUCUUAGAAAAAAAGAACCUAUUUAAUAACCUAAAUAGCCUAAAUUUAUUCUACUCACCGUUUAUUUCAGAACCUGUCUAGGCUAACUUAGGAAAUUUCAGUGUCUUACUCGCGGGUUUUCACUGUAUUGGAUGCAAGAAUUUUUAAAUUACGUGUUAAAGUCAAAUGUAGUCAUUGCUGAAGAGAAACUAAGUGAACUCUUGUUAAUUUGCCUGUGACUUGAAAACAUAAGAAGCGCGAGUUAUAGCAACAUUUCUCGAACCGUUUCACGAAAAAUGGCGAUUUCUACAGUCAUCAUUACUUGCCUUCCACUCGCGUUGCCACUGACAGGUUUUGGUAGUGUUUAUUAUUAUCAUUAUUAUUAUCAUUAUUACUGUUAAUUAAUUAAAUCAGCUUCGUUGUAGUGAAAACAACAAAAAUUUCCAUUUAGUACCUAUGUCAAAACCAAAACUAAGACACACAUUAUCCCUUUCUUGUUUUAACUCGUAGCUCCAAGCGAGCCUCCAAGAAACCUGACUGUUGAGCAGUCGGCGACAUCAGCAGCAACUCUGCAAUGGAAGCCAGUACACAAAUAUUUUAUUAACGGCAGACUCAAAGGAUAUAAAGUCCUAUACAAACAAACGAAUUCACCAACGAGUAACUGGACGAGUAUUGUUCUUAAUGCAAAUGGAACUCGAGAGGGGCGAAAGAAACGAAGUGUAGAGGAGGAAACAGUCAGCUUUGAUCUCAAAGGACUGAAGACCUACACUUCUUAUACUGUCAUAGUCUUAGCUUUCACCAUCAAAGAUGGCGUACCAACGUUGGCGACAAACUUCACCACAGCAGAAGAUGGUACGGUUUGUGUCUUUGUUUGUUCGUUGAGUUUUAAUAAAUAACCCUAUGACGGUACCGAAUCAGUGAUUGACUAGGUUGACUCAAAAAAGACUUUCACUUCUUUUAAGCUCCCGCAAGAUGUUGCGGAAAAGGAAAUGUUUUUUUUUUGCCCACUUACUGACCUAAGGACUCUGUGUGAUGUGUUGUUGUAUCAGCGUGAUUUGUACAGCAAAUUGGAAUGUACAAAGCGUAUGGGUUUUUGGUUUUUGAGGAGAGAAAAAACCGGGAUACUCGAGCCCAGAGCAAUAAAGGGAAGCAACCACAGACUUGAAAGGCCCGCGUAUGGCGUUCCCCGAGAUUUGACCCGGGCCACAUUGGUGGAAGCCACCAGUGCUUAACUACGACGUCCUCGCUUAAAACAUUAUAAAAUAGGUGGCUUAAAUGCAUUACCGGACAAAGCAUUACAUGCAUGAAGUGCUAAACGAAUGAAGGAGUUAAAAUUGAAAACAAAACUUAGACAUGUCUGACGUCAGACCCUAGAUAUCUUUGUGUGUACAAAUUAAAAUUCCUGAAGUUUAUAAGUCGAGAUUGCCCAAAAGGUUUAAAUUUUCGUACGUGAGUUGAAUCAUCUUUCCAGACUUACUACAAAAGAAUCCAUUUGGGUCUUGAUUUGCUCUAAUUGAGAUUAUUUGUUCUUGUUUUUAUUUUCGCCGUUUUAGUGCCUGAUCACGCGCCAAUAAACGUUACAGCAUAUAACACAAGCUCCACAAGUAUUAACGUCACAUGGCAGCCUAUUCCACCUGAUCAUGUGAAUGGAAUACUCCUGGGAUAUCACGUGAUAUAUCGAAGAAUUAAUAAGUUUGGCGAUAACAUUUCUAUGGUAACGGUAAACAGCACCGUUUUGCACACUGAACUAACCGGAUUAGGAAAAUAUAAGUUAUAUUCUAUCCAAGUUGCUGGACGAACCCUCCUCGGCUUGGGUAAUGUUUCUGAUCCAGUUAAUGUUCGCACAGACGAAGAUGGUACGUACUUUCCAAGUUGUAAAGGCCUAAUAUUAUACUUAUUUAUACCCCACACUCACCUCUUUUUCAGCCCAAGUAAUUUUUUUUUUAUAUAAUUUUUCACUAGACCUAAGUAAUCAAACUUCACAGAAAAUGGCCCGUAUCCUAUUAACGCCAGGGUAUGUCUAAGUCGUCUUUCACACAUCUUAGACGUCUACUCUUAAUACGGGAAAUAAUGCAGACCCAACUGGCGUCUGUCCCAGUCACGUGUCGGGGGAAGUUUAGAUUGUACAACUGCCGAUAAAUCUAUGCACCAAAGGCGGUCUAUAUGGAUCGGUAGGACUGUAAUUUUUAUCUAGCUUUUUUUUGCUUGUCUCAGUUCCUGACGACCCACCAGGAAACAUACGAGCUAUCGGAAUUGAACCAACGGUUCUAAAAGCUCAUUGGCUCCCGGUAUCCAACGAAACCAUAAACGGCAUUGCACUGGGCUACAAACUGGCUUUAUUCACCAUUACUGGGACAAGAAUCAGGGAUUACACUUUAAACAUUUCUAAGUUGUCGUUAGAGAUCACUGGGCUUAAUAUAUGGACCAACUAUAGCAUCAAGAUGGCAGCAUUCACCGUUGUUGGAGAAGGUCCAUGGAGUGAAUUAAUAUUCGAAGACACCGAUGAAGAAGGUAAUAUACAGGAUGACUUAUUUGUCUAUGCGUUGUUUAGGUACAUUUGCACCCAUUUCAGAGAUCCAUCGAAGUGGUUACCCGCGUUUGCGCCGUUUGUGUUCUUAAAUGACCCCUUCUGAGAAUUUGUUCAUGAGCUCAUUUCAGUUGAUUUACUGACUGAUUGUCCUCGCAUAACGUAACGUGGUGUUUAAUGUUAACUACCGCAUUUGUUCAAUAUCCAAUCCGUCACCAUUAGCUAUAGUAUGCUCGUAUUUGGUAUGGCGAUCUGAUAGUUUUUUUUUUUUUUUUUUUUUUUUGACUGGUUGAAUGAUUUGAAAAGAGGCGUUUAUUGGUUAAACUGUUUUGAAAAAGUAAUUUGAAAGGUUCAAAGAUGGAAACUCAUGCUUAAUAAAAAAUUUUCGUAACUUAAUUACGUAAUGUUUUUCCUGUUACAUGUAAUCUUCAUGGUUUCGGUUCGUUGAUUCUACGGCGCGCAAAUAGUGCAUAUUAAUGACGUCCACCAAAUAUUUAUUAUUUCACAUCCAUCCACCAUCGCAACCACUGCCACACAACCAUUGUCUCGCGUUCGCCAGAUUCUCAACGAAACCUCACCACCACCAAAAUAACCUGGUCUCCACCAUUACCACAAAUAAACUUUCCGCCAAUUUCACAGCGGAUGAAAUAAGUUCAUGCAUGAUCCAAAAUGGCUGCUUGAAAUGCUGUUUUUUUAACAGUCUUGGAAAGAAUUUUGUUAGCAUCAGAUGGACGUUCAACGCUAAGAAUGAUAUCCUUUUAUAUUUGAUUAGGAAACUGAUAUCCUUUCCACAGCGCAGGAUUGUCGUUACCCUUCUAGAAACUCGGUGCAAUUUCACGCGGGCACUUCCGCUUUACACUGAACGCAAUGAACUAUGAACUAAAAUACCUUUGCUGUGGUUUUUCGACAGUUCCCUUCAAAGGGCCAACUAACUUAACAGGAAUGGCCACAAAUUCGACUUCAGUUUUCGUCAAAUGGGAUCCAGUUUAUUUACCAACCAUCCGAGGCAUUCUGCGUGGUUAUACCGUUUAUUAUAAAGAGGACUCGAGCUCAGUCCACCCGAGCAUUUUAAGAAACGUAUCUGUAGAUAUAUCAGUGACAAAUGCUCAACUUGUUAACUUACACAAGUAUACCUACUACCAUAUUUGGGUGACAGCAUUUACUACGAGACAGGGAUCACAAAGCAGCCCCUUAUUUGUACAGACGCACGAGGACGGUAAGUCCAAAUAAUUUUAGCCUUCGUCUUUACCCUCUGCGAAGGACAAAGUGUCGCUCCACUGAAUACUAAAGUUCGUCCAGUGUUAUUUGCAUAAAUAUCAUCACCUGCCCCCCUCCCACACACACACACACAUACAUACUAAAAAGAGCAAGAAAACAAGGAAAGAAGUAAGGUGGCUACAGUUUACUUGACGCUCAUGUUAUAGCACGUAAGUGCAAAGGGUAUCGGAUAUAUAUGAUGUAUGAUAACUAACGUAUAUAUUUUUCCAUGUGUUCGAAGCAACAGUAUAUCCUUCAGAGACAUAAAUCUCUCAAAUUACCAAUUGUAAGUGAUGGUCAUUUCGUCAUUUGACGCAGCUUUACUAAUCCUUGCUAGUCCACUGCAGUUGCAUUCAGUUACUUAUUUUUUUUUAACAGAAGUCAACAUUUUUUCUCCCCAGUCCCCGAUCGUCCUCCUCUUUCCAUCAGAUACUCUUCACCAAGCUCUACCUCGAUAUUCCUUUACUGGGACCCAGUACCUCCGCAGUUUGAAAAUGGCAUUAUAAGAGGCUUCAACGUUGGAUAUCAGGAAAACAAGCCGAAUACCGAAUUGGCUGUUAGAGAACGCUUUUUGGUUAACUGGGUCUUACUGGAUGGUCUUAAAAAGUUUACAGAAUAUUCCGUUCGAGUGAGCGCCUUUACCUCAAUAGGAUACGGUCCAGAAAACAACAUUUCAGUGUUAACACCACAAGAUGGUAUGGCUCUUAGUUGUAGUGUGUUUUUGUUUAGUUAUACUUAACUCUGGCGCUUUCAAAUGGGGCCAAACAUCAAGCUUUAAACUGUCGCAGACUUCUCACUUAUCAGGAAUAUCGCGUGCACAUUUAUCUGAGAGUUAGUUAUCUUAGGAAGAAACAGAAUGGCUCCGUAGUGCCGCCAAAUAGACGAUACGUACCAAAAUACCUUUUCAUUAUUGGAAGCAGUAAUACCAUAAGCACUGUAAUGACUCCAAUGUUAUAUUGUUUUGGCUUUGAUACACUGUUUGCUUAUGGGUUCUUGGUCAAAGAAGCUUUUUCCUUUAAAAUAUUCCUUCGCUGGCGUACGUAACUGAAUUUCAGCGCAUGAGCAAUCAUACUUUAGUGACACUCUUCCCCAGUUCUAAACGUUUUGCACCUUAUUUCCGCUCGAUUACAAUCUUCAUUAUUCACCAUCGCCAACUUCGACGCGAACCUCAAAUGCACCGUUUGUAGGGGAAGACCUAAACCACCACAAUCCCUGCGUGGUCACACUAUGAAUUCAAAACAAAAAACUGUCUAAUUAUGGUGCAAUUCAGCGACCUUCAUUGGCGCGAAUGUUAGUAAUGAUAAUGAGAGAAGACUAUAAUAUUUGACGAUGUGUAUGCAGAUACGUUUGCCCAGCAAAUGGGUCAAUUCGUUACCUUCUAUACUACUGAGGUGGAACAUAGUUGGUUGAGCACGAUUUUGAGAGCAAUUUUGCACAAGUAUCCACCGCUUAUUAGCCUUAAGGUUUUGCAGUGGAAGGACUCAUAUUUGGAGGUAACUUAAAACUUAUGAACAUCAAGUAACUUUAAAACAACAAUGAUGAUAGUAAUUAUAAUUCCAUUGUUUACUCUGGGCAGUAUUUAUAGCAUUAAUGCUAGUGGGACCCAGCAAAUGACUGAAACAAAUAAUUCAAAUCAAACUUAACAGGGUUAAGAAUCCCAACUGGCCGGAGGCAAACCAGCUGGCUAUUUACAGGCGUGGUCGAGGAUUUGGACUCGGGAAUACCGUGAACAAAAACAUGUAUAGUUCGAUUUUUAUCGCCUAAUCUUUUUGUACCGCAUUCUUUUAGUUCCUAGCAAACCACCAAAUGACGUCCGCGCUGAAAGCCACGUUACCUUGACAACUAUUCCUGUCACCUGGCUACCUAUUGAUCCACAUCACAUCCACGGAGUUUUGCUUGGUUUCAAAAUUAGGUACCAGGCCGUCGCAUCAGGCGAGGAACAAAUUGAAGAUCAGCCAAUCCAAGAAGAGAGGGUUGACCCAACCACAUUCUCUUUUGUAUUAAAACAUCUUGAAAUAUUUACUUUAUAUCGUGUGGAUGUGUUGGGGUACACAGUUGUAGGAGAUGGACCAGUAACUACGGAUUAUGCAGGUUUGUUUCUUUUUGCAGUCUAUACAGUAACUUCUCUAUUACAAAAUGCAGCCUGUUAUAGCUAGCAGAAUUUCAAUGACAUUGGUCAUAGAAAAUAGAAGGUUAUAACCAAUACAUAUUUAAAAUUCGUUUGGGACAGUUUCGAUUGCGGUCAAUCAUCUUUCUCAAAUCCAGCAGUGUCUUCAUUAAGUGUUAAGACACUCACGCCUGCAAAUUCCAAGUGUUUAGUAUUCCCCCUCCCUGGUUGGGGAUGAGGAUAACUGGUUUGUUCUUUAAUCCUUUUCUUUGUUGAAGUGUUCGUGUUGGUUUGUAUGCUUUCCUUUGCCACUAUUUUGGCUUGUUACGCUCUCUGCUUGAAUGCUUCUCAUUCCGCCCUAGCACCAAUUGUUUGUUAUGGCCGCUUCAUGAUCUUCAGUAAGGGACGGACCAUUAUUUUUUUGACGGAGGGAGUGGGGGUUUGGAAAAUUUUAACAUGUAAACAUUUAAGCGCCUCCAGCUGCAAACAAUUUUUUGUGCGUCUCCGUCUUCCUGCAAACACUUUUCCGUUGUACUUGCAUACAAUUUAUUUCAGUGUUUACAGCCUCUGCAAACAAUUUAAAUCAAAAUUUUCCAACCCCCCUCCACCUCCGUCAAAAACAAUAAUUGACUGUCCGUCCCGUUCUGACAGACGUUCUGGUUCCUUUCUUGGAUCCUCGUGGAAGGUUCCUUUUUAGUGUGUUGUUGUUUGUUUUUUUUUUUUUUUUUUCUAAUGACGCUGUUUUUGGAGUCCUAUCUUCAAUGAAUUUCUUCAAGAGUAAUAGAGAGUUAGUUUCAAAGAAAUCAUAUUUGUGCGUCAGUGGCGGGCUAAACGAUUAAGUAAAUAAGGAGCUCCAAAGGAAGGUGACAUCAGUUCCAGCGUGAAGAGUUUGAUUCCUUUACUGACGUGGUGUGGGACGGGGUCCAAUCUCCCGCCUUCUGUACCUUGUUUUCCUGGCUCCCGCUCCUUUUUUGUUGACUUUCUCCCUUUAGACCGUUUUCGAUUGCGAAAUAUUAAGACUAGAGUAUUAACUGUUGCGUGAUUCCUCGCUAUUUCUCCUGCUUCCCACCCUAUUAGAAGAACUCCACGUCCCGUAAGUAUGCCUCUCCCUUCCCCUAUUCCUCCGAGCUUCCGCCGACCUGUCCUCCCCCACUCUUUACAGUGGCCAAUCCACCUAAUGAAAUGACUUGGUAUAUUCACUUAUACAGUACAAAAAACUUUUAAUCCAAAAUAAUGGGUACACCGUCAUAGCACGACAGUUAUCAUGAUACUACUUUCGCUUUACAUUCUAGAUCCCCUUUUACACAAUAUUCUUGAUGACGUGCUAUUAAUUUGUCAUUUUACACAAAACUUUUUCUUUAAUGACUAGUUUGGUUUUAUCGUUUUUCAGAGACGUGUCGUUGUCAUAAGCGCCUCACCACAAGUUGGUACGAGUUUCGACCAUAUGUCCAAGUACCAGAAAACAAUAUUCCAGGCGGGCUAAUUCCACCAAUCUUAAGCAAGCUAGCAGUCACGUGUUGUCAAACCUGUCAAUCUCAUGGAACGUCUUACGUGGAUUUCAAUUCCAAUGGCUUAAAUACAUCAGCAAGACUUCGUGAUUUGCGCACGUUCAAGUCGAGCAUUGGUAACCCCACAGAUUUUUUCUUUCCGGUGUACGGAUUUAAAGAUCAGACUCACUUUGCUAAAGAGUUUGGUUACCAUGGUCUGGUGGAGUCACCUGGAAUGGCGUACAUUAUCAAUACUAACUCCCAGGAUGACGUACCCAAUGCAGUGUUAAAUAAUAUCAUUUCCUGUUGGUCAAUCGUGACACUGUUUAUGGUUAUCACCUAUUUGUCAGGACUGGCUGUGUGGGUAGUGGUAAGUUAUUUCCGCACAGGGUUUCAAAUACAAAAAUUUGUAUAUAGCAGCAGUGGUGUGAUGGUGCUAGUAGUGGUAUCAGUAAGCUAAUGGAGAUAAUUUGUUAACUUGCCUCCUCCCCCUCAGGCGCUUCGUUUCUCGCACAGAGGCAAACGCGAAGCGCGAGUGACACGCGAGUGCCGCCUUCCGUAGCGCGCAAAUCAUCAUCAUCGAGAGAGUCGUCUGGGUACGAGGCUGGUCUUUAACUGUUAAUACUGUUUGUGGUGUAGUAACACUACUACUAGCACUGAGUUGCAAUACCAGCAGUAGUAGCAUUAGCUGUAGUACAAGCAAUAUUUUUCGAGGACAUCUUGCCAUUGGGGAAGAGAAAAGUGGCUAUUUAACAGUUUAAUCUGAUUGACAGACAAUGUUUUUGGAAAAUAUUCUUGUAAGUGGCUGCGAAAUUCGAUUGCUUGAGGAGAGUACUGUAGUACACGAUUAAAACAACGUUAAACAACCUUAUAUUACAAACUUAAGGCAAGUGAAAUGUACAGAUUGUUGGCAACUCGUUGUCUGUUCCUCUGUGUUGUCCCUUUUCUUUCUUUCCACUUUUUUGUUUUCUUUUACUUCUUACAUAGGAGUCUCCAACCAACCCACAAGAUUUCCCCUCAUCAUUUACUAAAGGAGUACCUGAAGGAUUUUACUGGGCUUUUGUUUCCACGACAACCGUUGGGUUAGUCUUAUUUUUUUUUUCACUGAAACCUCAGUUAACAGUUAUAUCGCUGUUAUAUGAAAAUUAAAAUUGCAAAAAAACUACUGGAGAUACAUUAGCCCGCCUGAACCAACUCAACUCUAGCUUUAAGCAGUAAAUGGAUCGGAACAAACCAUCUAUUUAUAAAAACAAACCAUCUAUAGACCUUUUUAGCAUGUAUGUGUUGUUUUCGUAUUUCAGACCAUGCAAUGUUACCCCAGAGAACGUUUUCUUUCAAAUUCCGUCCCAUCUACGUGCAUAUGUAUGCCAGAGAACUGCUAGUAUUCUUCCACGACGACUGCGCACUAAAAAACUGAUAUUUGGCAAGAUGGAAAACAUUUUUUUUACAGAAACUGCGAGAUAGCCUUUAAGGGCUGUAGCUAGUUUUAAUCGCCGACCAGUAUGACUGACAAAGGAAAUCCGAGAAGAUUUGUAUGCCAGUCAAAAGUGACUAAAUCAAGAAGCAAUCAGAAUUUUGGCAUGCGUCGUCACUCCCACCGCCCCACACCUUCUAUUUUUUAUUAACAUUCCUUGAUAGUUAAUUGGAAUAUAUAUUUUGUUGAAUCUACUUCUAUUAAUAUAAAAUACAUAUUUACAGGAAAAAGUAUUUAACAGCGUAAAACGCUCGCUUAACUAAUCAAUCUCCUCGUUACUUUGCUUUAAAGAGGUAUGUGCUUCCUGGAAUUAACAAUUGCUGAUACGAGAAUUAAAAGUCUUGUGUUGUUCACAGAUAUGGUGACCGGGCGCCGAUCACUGUUACAGGAAGACUUCUUGCAAUAGUUGUAAUUCUGACUGGACUGGUUCUCUUUAGUCUGGUGAAUGGAAUUUUAGCUACAUCCAUAACAAGUGUCGCCUUGGAAACAGACUACAAAAUUUACGGUGCAAAGGUAACGUGACGUCGUAUUAAAGGCAACUAGAUUGGUCUCAAAUACAUAUUUUAUAUUUCAACACCAGACUGCAAUGAGCUCAGCAAAAGUGUUAUUAGAAUCUUGUUUUCAUUAUAAUAACUUGGUCAGGUUCAUGGCUAAUAUCACCGUUUUCAUCGUCAUCAUAAUCACUGUUAUUCUCAUCAUCAGUUAAUUAUCAUUGUCCUUUAAUUAGUAAUUAGUUAUUCAUUAGGAGGCCAAAGAAAAAAAUGGGUUUCUUUUUCUCGCAGGUAGCAGCGAUUGCAGAAACCCCCGAAUAUCGGGUGGGAAUUAGAAAGAAUGCAAAGAUGGACGAAGGUAAUUAUAUAAAUGUCACUUUUAGGUCAAAUGUAUGCCGCAAUGUCUCGCUUUCAUCACUUGUCUCAUGGCUUGCAUUUAACAGGAGGCAGCGUAGCUGAGCGAUUUUAAUAGCGCUGGAAUUGUAAUCCCGAGGUCCCGAGUUCAUUCCACGCUCCAACUGUUAGCUGGGUUUGUUCUCCGUAGUCCCGAAUUCAACUCCUCGGUCGCCUAGGCAACCGGCUCACUUCAAGCCAGUUUUGAUUUCUUAACCUUACAGGCCACAAUGAAACCUACUGGCUUAACAGUUUGUCUUUUUCUUUUUUUACAAUUAACCAAGAAGACGGUUUUUAAUCGAGUCAGAUGGUAAAACCACAUCUUUGAAACUAAACCCUCUCCCCGUUAAAUUAAAAUACAGCCCUCGCAACCAGAUACUGAAUUACACAGUAUGAAAAGUUCUAAGAAAGCUCUUUACAGUAACAUCUAAAAACUAAUUAGUAGUAUGUUAGGGAUGUUUUAGGCCUUUUUUGGAGCAGGAAUCUCAUUAAGAAGGGUAAGAAUAUAGCAACGCCGAUUACGUCAUUGCCUGUUGUCUUUAUCUUAGAAAUGAAAUGCACAGGAAUCUCAUUAAGAUAAGCUCAUGUGCUAUUUUAAAUUUAGGAGGUGAUGAUUAAAUUUAGGUGGUGAUGGUGGUUGCGGAGGGAAGACUUGGUGGUAGUGGAGGGCAAACAAUAGACAUGAGGUGUUGGUGGUGGAGGGAACGCGAAAAAUUGUUUUACUUGCUGGAAAGAGAUAGUUUGCCUUCGCCCUUAUUAAUAUGCACGCUUUGUAUGCCAAGAAUCAGAGAACCGGUACUAGAAGAAUUUGUUGGACAAGGAAAAUGGCAGGAAGUAGAACGCGCAUAAUUACGUUACGACUCAGUGAUUUCAAGUCACAGACGAGUUAACGCUUAUUCCUUUGACAUCAUGACGCAACCAUUGAACACUUUUGUUUCAAGUCAACCAAUCAAAGAGCAAGAGUUUCAUCGACCUUAAAACAACUAGGAUACCUGUUAUUCCACCUAAAAAUAGCACAUGACCCGCAUUAUAUUCAGGAGAUAAAGACAAGAGGCAAUGACGUCAUCGGCGUUAAUAUCUUCUUGCCGUCCUUAAAGGUGAUAUUACACGGGACGAUUCGCAACGACGAUUUUUAGCGCAACACAGCGUUGCAAUGUUGAAACAAUGUUGGAAGCAUUGAAACAAUGUAACAAUGUUGCAAUGCUGUGUUGCGCUCAAAAUCGUCGUUGCGAAUCGUCUCGUGUCACAUCACCGUCAUGAGAUUCCAGCCCAUAAAAUGACAUAAAACAUCCCUACUAUACUACUCUAAUUAAACAGCCAUUUGGGAAAGUAGAACUCAACUCAACUUUCUACCGAACCACAGACCACCGCAGACACCGCGGCCAAAUGUUUCGAUUGGCUGGGACACAGACUGCCGCUGAUCAUGACAAUUGAAGUUUUGGCAAAUAUUGGAAUAUAAGGACUUAAAUUGGUUUUUCUAACUAAAGGCGGUUGGCACAAAUGCAUAGCAGUCGGAUGUCCUGAGUUUGGAAUAUUCAGGCUUGUGCGACGAUGCACACAAAUUUCUUUUAAGGAAAUAAAUGGAUUAUAGGUUUCUUGAAGUGGCCUACAUGGCUUUUCGCUAUUUGAUGGCGUUAUAAAUAUUUCAUUGGUUGGCUGUAUUUGCUGUUUAAGAUAAUGAGUAUCACACUUUCGACGAUAUCUAUACGGCUUUGCAAGAGCAAAGGGUCACUGGUGCGUUGAUAGAUACGUACAGCGCCGGAGACAGCAAGGAAAUGUUUGCUAAACAACAUUUCAGAGUCAACAAGAUUCUCGAUUACUCAUCUACUUAUGGAAUUGUCAUGGGUAAGGAGGCCAGAAAGCUUAGGAUAUGUUUCAAAGAGUACAGUGAGCAAGCCUUCGCCAGUGAAAUUUCACACCACAUUCAGAAAAAUACAGAACAGUUAAAGGUAAUAAAAAUUUUGAUUUUUUAUUGGUUAAGAAAUGUUUCCACGGCGUUUUGAAUAAUAUCUUAUAAUUCAAACCAACAUGGUCAAGAAAAACAGACCUACUCACUAAAAUUACACCUACUAACGUUACCGCCCUGUCACGCAAACGACGAAUUGGGGAAGCUCUCAGCCUUUGAACAGUUGAGAACUAGAAAAGGUCAACAUCCUAGACAAUUUUCAUUCAUUAGCAAUCUGCAGACAUGAAAUUUCGGAUGCAAAACUAAGAUGCUAUUUAAAAAAAAGGCUUUUUCAUUAUAGCUAGUCAUUUUUACCCCUCUAUUUGAUGGGAACAGUUUUUCGGUGAUUUCAUGUUUUCGUCACUAUUUGAACAACUUUUAAAAAUAGUGUUUAAUAUUGUAGUUAGCUUUUAACAAUAACGAUAACAAAAGUCAAAGACUCGUAACUUUACGUAUCUUCUGCAGGAACCUCCAGAGCCUCUUCCAGUAGAGAAAUCAACAGGACUUUUCGACAGCAACAGCGUUGUAUUCCAAAAGUCUUUGCUCAUAGCCAGCACGCUAUUGUUAUUGGCUUUACUCCUGGGCACAAUCUAUGAAAUUAUACGGCGCUUUAGAGCAAAAGGAAAGAUUGAACCACAUGGUGAGUUUGUCAGAUCUUUUAUUCCUUCUGUCAAGUACUCUUUAGUUCGCUAUUACACUCUAGUGUUCUUAUAA